This is a messenger RNA of Podarcis lilfordi (Lilford's wall lizard), 45193 nucleotides long. The record is from the annotation of a GenBank genome assembly. Lineage: Eukaryota; Metazoa; Chordata; Lepidosauria; Squamata; Lacertidae.
AUGAAGGGGGCCACCAGGCCGUGGAGCACGGCCCUCUCCAAGCAGGGGUGCCAUGGGACAGAACGAGGGAAACCUCUGCCCUCCGCCCCCAUCGGCAUGAAGACCUCCAAGUCAUCCACCUCCCUCGCCUUCGACUCCCGGCUCAGCAAGGUGGGUUUCAGGCUGGUCGUCUGCUCCAGUCUUGAGGUCUAGACACUUGCUAAACCCUCCGCUUGGCCGUAAAUCCCGUGCUGCCAGCAGGAAGCGUCAAAUCGUGGAGCUUCGCUCGACCAAAGCUCCUUGGAAACAAAAGAGGGAGGUUGUUACGGGACAUCAGAGCUUUGCGCAGAGACUGGUUCCAGAAGCGUAAAGGUCAGGAAGUCAGCUCCCCUUUCUUCUCCCUCCCACCACCCCACAAAAAAGGCAAGCCAGCCCUGAGCUGCGGGAGAAGCCGUGCCAAAGACGUCAAGCCCUUCAGAUGUCUCCCUCCCUUCAGCCAGUCAGUGGCUUGGCUACCAGAGAGGCGGCUGUCUUCCAGCUGCGCCUGCAAACCCCACAUUUUUGUGAGUUGGCCCAAGAGAUGAAAGGAGGGCGAUGGCCUGGAAUGGGGAGGGAAGGAGCGGUUUGAUGCCGUCGCUGCAGCAGCCGCAGAACUCGAGAGCCUGUUUUUUUUAAUUUCCCCUCCUGCGUCUCUGGCUGUUUGGGGAAAUCGUUCUCUGGUUUAUCAUUCUUAUUAUUUCAUUUUAUUUCUUUUCUUUUCUUUGAAAAGAGGUGCUUAAAUCUCCUGCUUCAAAGAGAGAGCCGUGUGGUCUGUCAGGUGGGAUUGAAGUUUUCCAGGUGUCCCCGUCAUGGGGGGCAAAUGAGGUCAAGUCCUUGAUGGCGAUGAGUGGAUGAGUGGAGAAGAAAAGGGUUACUAAAUCAAGGCCACACAUCCUCCAAUAUUUCUCCAAUGAAAAUAGGGAUUCCCAUUAUUAUUAUUGUUGUUGUUGUUGUUGUUGUUAUCAUCAGUGCUUUUUUUCUAAAAAAAUGUUUGGGGUACUCACAUUUUUACUCAAGAAAAUCACCAUUUUAUAGUUCAAAUUGGGGGGAAAUAAAUACAGCAAAUGGACAAAAGUACAAAGAUUCACAAAAUGUUUAGGGGUAUGUGUACCCACAGAAAAAAAAGCACUGAUUAUUAUUAUUAGUAGUACUAUUAUUAUUGUACCCUGCCCAUCUGACUGGGUAGGCCUUCCACUCUGGGCAGCUUCCAACAUAUAUAAAAACAUAAUAUAACGUUAAACAUUUUAAAAAACUUCCCCAUACAGGGCUGCUUUCAGAUGUCUUUUAAAAGUUUCGCAGUUACUUCUCUCCUUGACUCAGGGGUCGCAUGGCUCUAUACCAUCCAACAUUCCUCAAAUGAAAAUAGGGAAGUCCUAAGGAAAAGUGGGACAUUCCUGGAUCAAAUCAGAAACCGGGACGGCUUCUGUAAAUCUGGGACUGUCCCUGGAAAAUAGGGGCACUUGGAGGGUCUGCAUCUGCAUUCUCCAUUUAAAGCCCUCUGAUACCACUUUAAACAGGCAUGGCUCCCCCACCCACCCAAAGGCUGGGUCUCUAAAGGUCUCGAUCCGGCCGUGCCACCGGGCCCUGGACCACUAUUCCAGCCCUGCCUGGUGGCCACAGCUAAGAAGGCCCUGCAGGGAUGGGCGUGUGGGAAAUCUAAGCUGAUGCCUCUUCCUCUCAUCUUGGCUCCAAAGCGCUCUGACCCUCUCCUCUCUUGCAGCUGAAGAGAGCCAGCAGCGAAGACAUGCUCACAAAGCCAGGCGUCAUGGCAGCCUCAGGAGGCUCCCGGCUGAAGAAGACCAUCACCACGGGGGCCAUCUCCGAGCUGGCUGAGAACCGUCUGCGGCCUGCCUCAGGUAGGGGAAGGGGUGAUGAAAGCUGGGCGUGGGGUCUCCAGCCAGAAAGCUAAGGCAACCCUCUUGCAACUCGCUUUUCAUUGCAGCGAUAAGCUCAUCUGGGGGAGAAUUUAAUGGGGAGAAUGUGGGGGACCCAAGGCUGGGCGGGGCAGAAUGCUGCCAGCAAGUUCCUCCUGGAACUACAAUUCCCUGUGAAGAAGGACUGACAGUUGAAACUCUCCUGAGGUUGGUAGCCUGGAGAGUCAGGGUUCCCCUUAACAAACUACAGCUCCCAAGUUUCCUUGGGGGAAGUGGCGCUAAGCUGAGUCCAAGACCACACACAAGCCAUACGUUUAAAGAGCUAUGAUACCACUUUAAUGGUAGAGUGGUUUCAUAGCCAGUCCCUCUUCCCAGGGAACUCUGGGAAUUGUAGCUGUGUGGUAAGGGAAGUGGGGAGGUCUCCCAACAACUCUCCGCACCCGGAACCAACUACAACUCCCAGGAUUAUUUGGGGGGGAAACCAUGAUUGCUUUAAAAUGGCACUUUAAAUGCAUGGUGUGAAUGUGGCCUCACUGUAAGGCCUGUGUCCCUCAGGUAGCUGUUGAAAGGAGAAAUUAUUCUGAGUUUUUGCAGCUGACUUAAAGAUGCUUUGUGGGGCGGGGGGGCCCUGUUGUUUUGGUGUGGGGAGCAUGGUUAAUGCUGCUUUGAACACCAGCAGCCUUUUGAGCGUUUGCCUGGCAUAUGACGUGUUAGAUACAUAUGUGCAAGUCAGUGGAUAUCUUAACCCCUUCCCCCCCCCACCACCAAAAAAACACACCCGUUAACUGUCUCGGGAGGUAAAAAUGACUACCAGGCUUUGAAAAAGCUGGUAUUGCUGGAUCAGGUUUGUCAGUUUUGUUGAAUUAAUUAAAUUCUAAUUAGAUUUUGAAAAAAAUGUGUAAUCAGUUGCUUCCGUUUUGAAUUUUACUGUUUUAUUAUCUCCCUUAAGUGGGUUGUGCAAAUUCUGAAUAAUGCUUUCUAUAGGGUAGAGGACGCUGGGGGUGAGUUUAUAGAAACAAGGGUGGCGGUGCCCCAGAAAAGUUGUGGAACAACUACCCUAGAACUUCCUAUCACUGGAGACUGGUUAGCAGGGAAGGACGGCAGGAAUUGACGUUUGGAGUUUAUUUUUUGCUUGUCUUCAAUGGGGCUCUGCUAUCAGGAUUUCCUGUGCUCCCCACCCCUGCGUUAGUUAUGCAGUCUAACCACUGGAGGGCGCCAGCGGUCAGCCCAAAUAGGUGAAAACCUGACUGCAAAUGUUGUCUUAGGCGAGAAUUCUCGGAGAAUCUGAUGGGAAUGGGAGCAAAAAUUACCCGCUCAUUUGUCCCGCGCCCGGAAUUGGGAUCAGUCUGUCAAACACCACUGCGAUUUGCGGUUGCUGCUGGAAGGUCAUCAGCUGAGGGCAACGCUUCGCACAUCUGAUGAAGCAGGCUCCAGUUUGCGAAAGUUUUAAUGCCAUAAUGACUUGCAAGAUCUCCUUACACAUGCACCCCAUAUGUGCCCAGUCGACCGCUUUGCUCUGCGGAACUGGCACCAGUGCAUCUGUGGCAUAACAACUGUUGUGCAUUUGUAAGGAAUUGUUCUUUUUAGUGCGGCAGCACCUGCACUUUGGCACUCCCUGCUGCCACUGUCUCCUGCGGGAGUGAGUUCCACAGUUGAACUAUGUGCUGGGUGAAGAAGGGCUUCCUUUCUCUGUCCUGAAUCUUCCAACAAAUGGUCCAAAUAAAGAGAGAGAGAGAGAGAAAAAAGUGCACCAUAUCGGUAUGGCUUAGGAGUGGGAAAGGUAAAGGGACCCCUGACCAUUAGGUCCAGUCGUGGACGACUCUGGGGUUGCGCGCUCAUCUCGCUUUACUGGCCGAGGGAGCCGCCGUUUGUCUGUAGACAGCAUGACUAAGCCUCUUCUGGCGAACCAGAGCAGCUCACGGAAACGCCGUUUACCUUCCCACUGGAGUGGUACCUAUUUAUCUACUUGCACGUCAAACUGCUAGGUGGGCAGGAGCUAGGACCAAACAAUGGGAGCUCACCCUGUCUUGGGGAUUUGAACCGCUGACCUUCUGAUCAGCAAGCCUAGGCUCUGUGGUGCCUUGCCACAAACUUCACAUUUCAAGCAUGUGAGUGUGUGCGUUGGGGGGUUCUGUGCUGUCUCCUAGAAAGCUUUGGGCGCUGGUCUUGCAGUCCAGACAUGCCUCACCCACUAACCCGGCGUUUGUGUCUGAGGAGCUGGUGCCUGUUCCCUAGGAGGCUGGCUGGCUAGCCUGGUAGGGCCAAGGCUCUGGCAGCAAACAAACAGGCUUUCUGGCAAAGCAACCUUGGCAGAAUAAACAAACCGCCUCCCUGUAUGUUUGCAGGGAGAGAGACGGACUGAGUGGUGUUGCUGUUUUAACAUCACUUGGCAUAAAUGGGCAUCUCUGUACUUUCUUUCUGUCAUGCCAACAGGGCCCCAGUGGAAUCCGGGCUCAGUAACACCUUUUGUGGGCAACUCUCAGGGCCUUCCGAGUGAGCAAAAGUCAGGGAAGUCAGCAUCCUUGCCUUUAUACCAGGACUGACCAAUCCGGAGGUGCUGUACUGCCUGCCCAAUAGGAACAGGCAAUCUUGGGUAGCCGUAUUUCCGUUACUUGCCUCAAGGUGAGGCCUGAGAUCACACUAGCAAUGCUGGGUUUUCCAGCAAACCCGAUUCCUUUCUCUGAUAACCUAAACCAGUCUUCUGCAACCUGGCGCCCUCUCCAGAUGCUUCAGACUCAUGAGCGCUGUAGUCCAAAGCUUCUGCAGAGGAAGCAGGAGGCUGCCCUAAAGCAACCCUCAUCCAAUUUAGCAUGACUGCAAUAUUUAGUAAACAACCAUUUUUAAAAAAAAAUUAAAAUGCCAUAUUUUAAUUUUAGCAUCCUGUACUAAUGCUGCAUAAACCUACCCAAUAACUCGAUUUGAAAUCUUUAUUUAUUUAUUUUAAUGUGGGGGAGACUCUUUGAACCACCCUCUGAUGUGGUGAAAAUAUUUUAUGCCGAAGCUUCAAAGCUUAACUUCGAAAUAUGUGCAAGGUUUUGUGAGUGUUGUGUGUUUUUUUACUGGCGCGCUUGUUAAGCAGUUUUAAGACCUGACCGCUCAGUUAGCUUGCAGCUCCCUCAGAUGUUUGCUGAAAUGUGGGGUGUUUUUGCAAAGUGAAACGAGGGUGAAACAGCCCUGGAGUGGGGCGGGAAAACACGCUGCCGCUUCCAAAAAACCUCAGUUCAACACCGCUGCCCCUUCUCCCAGGAGCCGCAAGUCUCAGAUCAGGGGUGCUCGCAGUUGGACCAGGUGGGCCACCAAAGCCCUGCCUCCUCUGCAAACCUGGCUGACUGGUUUAUGUAUUUAUUUAUUAUCUAUGCCUGACUUUUCCUUUGAUGCUUUUAAAAGAGUAUUGGACAAAUUCAUGCAGGAGGAGUCAUAGAGUUGGAAGGGACCCCAAUGGUCAUUCACUUCUACCCCCCACAAUGCAGGAAUCUUGCUCCAUCUUCCAUGUCACAGCCCUUCGGUUAUUUGAAGAUGGCUAUUGUAUCGUCUCUCAAUCUCCUCUUUUCCAGGUGAAACAUAUCCAAUUCCCUCAACCGUUCCUCAUAAGGCUUGGUUUCCAGACCCUUGGUCAUCUUGGUUGCCCUCCGGUUCUGCACACGUUCCAGCUUGUCAACAUCCUUAAAUUGUGGCACCCAGAACUGGACACAGGAUGGCCAAGGCAGAAUAGAGUGGGACUAUGACUUCCCUAGGGAUGCGGGUGGCGCUGUGGUCUCUAAACCACUGAGCCUCUUGGGCUUGCUGAUGGGAAGGUCAGCGGUUCGAAUCCCUGCAACGGGGUGAGCUCCUACCUGUCCCAGCUCCUGCCAACCUAGCUGUUCGAAAGCACGCAAAAAAAAAAUGCAAGUAGAUAAAUAGGUACCGCUCCGGCGGGAAGGUAAACGGCAUUUCACCAGAAGCGGCUCAGUCAUGCUGGCCACAUGACCCAGAAAAACUGUCUGAGGACAAACGUCGGCUCCCUCGGCCUGUAAAGCGAGAUGAGCACCGCAACCCCAGAGUCAUCUGCAACUGGACUUAACUGUCAGGGGUCCUUUACCUUUACCUUUUUAUGACUUCCCUUGGUCUGGACAUUAGGCUUCUGUUGAUGCAGCCUAGAAUGGAAUUAGCUUUUUUUUACUGCUGCAUCCUCUGUUGACUCAUGCUAACAGCGUGAUGCAGCAGCAAAAAAAGCUAAUGCUAUUCUAGGCUGCAUCAACAGAAGUAUAUAUCGAUGGCUACCAGCCACAGUAUCUUUGCUCUGCCUCCAUGGCCGGAGGGAGUGACGCUUUUGUGGAUAGUUGUUCCACUUGUAGGUUUCCCAUUAAGAGCCUAAAAAGAUACGAAGAGCCUUUGCCCAACCAUCCUGAGCUUCUUAAAGGAAGGGGUGUGAUAUAAUUACGCUGUGAACCGCCCUGAGAUCUACAGAUGAAGGGUAGUAUAGAAAUUUAAUAAAUAAUGAUGGUGAUAAUUACUUACUGGUGAUAACUUUUCAAAUAUUGCUAUUCAUUAUAUAUUAUUGAAAACCACAAAUUGCAUUUUUAUCCUGCCAUUUGUCCAAUGAGCUCGAGGCGGCGUUCAAACCCUCUUCAUUUUAUCCCCACAACAACCCUGUGAGGUAGGUCAGGCUGAGAGGCAGCCCGAGGUGAGCGAGUCCUCAUCUCCCAGGCCCUAGCACAGCACUCUAACCAAUACAUAAACAAUUUCCGUUUUUGAGAUGCCGUUGCUUUCCAGUGCUUGAGACCCCAGAGCAAGUUGAGGAGGGGACUCCCAGUUAGCAGAGCUGGGGGAGGAGGCAGCAGCCUUAAUUCCACCCAGGAUUCUUUUGCCCCCCCCCUCCCAAACUGGAGGAUUAUUUACAGUCUGGGACACCGGGAUCAGAACGCAGCCGUCAAGGUCACUCUCCUGCAGACGCAGGCAAGGCUGGUGCCCCAGGGAGGAUUCAACCUUGCCGUUUCCUGCACCACACACACACACACACACAAACACACACACACCAGCAAUAACUUAAAAGGAAAUAAAAUAACUCUUGCUUUCAGCCUUUCGCAGUUGAUCAAGAGCAGGAGGUGGAUGAAUAUGCUAGGUUAUGACUUCUCCCUGUUCCUUGUUCUCCAUAUUCCCACAUCAAGUGUGCGAUCUAAAAAAAAAAAUGUCCUCAUGGAGAUUAAUCAAGGUUCUAGUGUCAAUUUCUCUCCAUGUGCACUUUUUUUUUUGGAAAAGCAGUUUCCCCUAAUAUAAUGCAUUUUUUUUUUUUACGUUAUUUUGGGACACCCGAGAUGCGUGUUUGCAGGGCUCUCCCUGUUCCCGCAACUGUUUUAACUGUUUUUAAUUCAGAAUUUUAAACUCUGCAAACCUGCCCUGUGACCUGCUGGAGAAUGGUGGGUAGUUGUUGUUGUUCCACUCAUAUAGGCACUUUUCUACACAUUAUUUGGCUGGAAAACUGCACUGCAAAAUUUGGAGAAGUGCAAAUUCGUUUCGGUUUGUGUAUCCUUUCAGAAAGUGCAAAUGUGGUAGGUGUGCCUUUAAAUGUGAAUGGCAUCAAAUUGCCCCCCCAAAAAGAGAGAAGUCUUGGUGUUGGUCUGUCUUUCCAUCACUCUUUCAUAGCAUACCCCUUCUCUCUCUGUGUGUGUGUGCCUGGCAUUGCCCAGGAAUUUGUAGAAACCGAAAAAUGAUGAGAGUUUAAAAUGGACAGUGUCGUUUGUGAAUUUGGAUCUGUCCCACUAAAUAUCGGAGGAAGUCGCGCCAAAGUCAUGUUUCAGAACGGCACUCUGGACGAGGACCCCCACCUCCUCAGGAACCUAUAGAGAACAGGCAGGCAGGCAGGCAGGCAAGCGACUUUCGAAAACACAAAGCAGAUAUAUUAAUGAAAUGCCAGCAGCAAAACCUGGAUCCAUUGGCAUCCAAUUUAAUUAGCAUUUCAAUCCCCCUGUAAAAUGUGAACAGGCUCCAAUUAGACCCCAGGCAAGAACUGAGAUCCCCUUUGAAGGCCAGGCCUUGUAAGACCCCCUCGCUUUUUUUAGGAGGGAGGCCUUACCCGCUCCUGCCCCACCAUCCAUCAGGGAUCAACAGGCUCUGUUUCUCUGCAACCCCUCACAAGAAAGCAGGUCGAGGAGGAGGAAGAAGAGGGACCUGGGUCUUUAGGAUCAGCCAGAUGGCCUCCUCGUUCUCCCUUCCUGAGAUACAAGCAGGGCACAGAGAGAGGUGUUGUGUGUCCCCCCCAAAAAAACACGCUCCAUUUGGGGGCAUAAACUGGGAAUGAAAAGAGCAGUUUUCAUUUUCUAGCCAUGUUGGUUGAUUUACAGGCCGUGGGGAGCAGAGAGUGAAAUUUCCCCAUGGCUUACAUUUCUGGAGAAAGGGGCUCUGGCUUUUGAGGCUGUCUUGGCCAACAUCUGAUUCACCCAUGAUAGAGACCCAGCAGGCGUCUCUGGGAAAUCCCACAAGCAAGGCACAGAAGCCACAGCUCUUUUCCCUGAACUGCUGCUCCCAGGCACCUGGUAUUCAGAGGUACACUGCUACUGGACCUGGAGGCUCUGUUUAGGUAUUAUUCUUUGAUAGCCAAAUAGUUUCGGACAGGGACCAGCACUCUGUUGCAGAGCAGCUGCUUUGCAUGCAAAACAUCGCAGAUUCAGUCCCCAGUAUCUCCAGAAAGGCCCUGCCUGAAAUUACGGAGAGUCACUGUAAGUCACUGCAAAAGCUAUGCUGAGCUAGGCUCUGUCUCACAAUAUGCUCCCAUUUAACCCUAUUUAGAGCCAAGAGGACUGAAAUCCUGCUUUACUUUUGCGAGAAGAUAUUGGUGGCGGAUUCCCUGGGGGAUGGUGGUUUAGAAGGUGACUAGUAUCAAAGAAGGGACGCGGGUGGCGCUGUGGGUUAAACCACAGAGCCUAGGACUUGCUGAUCAGAAGGUCGGUGGUUUGAAUCCCCGCAAUGGGGUGAGCUCCUGUUGCUCGGUCCCUGCUCCUGCCAACCUAGCAGUUCAAAAGCACGUCAAAGUGCAAGUAGAUAAAUAGGUACCGCUCCAGUGGGAAGGUAAACGGCAUUUCUGUGCGCUGCUCUGGUUCGCCAGAAGCGGCUUAGUCAUGCUGGCCACAUGACCCGGAAGCUGUACGCCGGCUUCCUCGGCCAAUAAAGUGAGAUGAGCGCCGCAACCCCAGAGUCGGCCACAACUGGACCUAAUGGUCAGGGGUCUCUUUACCUUUACUUUAGUAUCAAAGAGUUGGAAGGGACCAUGUGGGUCAUCAUCCUGCCCACAGCCAUCCCUGCGUGGGAUUCAACCACCAACCUUCUGGCUAACAAACGGCUGCAUGCACUGACCCAUUGCGCCCCCUGCUAUGGCGAUGAUGAUGGAAACAAUAAAUAAUGAUGUUUUCUAUAAACUGUCGGAAUAGCCAUCAGCUGGUUAGAUCGUGGUGCUGAUAACGCCAAGGUUGCAGGUUCGAUGCCCGUAAGGGACAGCUGCAUUAUUCCUGCAUUGCAGAGAGUUGGACCAGAUGGCCCUCGGGGUUCCUUCCAACUGCAUUGUUCAAAUUUGGGGCGAGACUGCAAGCUCCUUGGGGCAGAUACCCCUCCUUCUCCAAAUGCGCUCUGGCCACGCCGCUGCAGCCUUUGGUGCGCUUUUGCGCGCUGCGCUCCCCUCGCUCUCGGAGGCACCCGCGCCUCCCUCCUCCUCCCCCUCCUCGGCUUGCAAUGCUCUCCCGCCGCCGCUGCGUGGCCUCCCAUCCCCGGCCGUGAGUCACCUCGGCGGCUCUUGGCUCGCUGCCGCUGCCGGGAGCGAUCCGCCGCGGUGCCCCGGCCAGCAGCGGCCUCCGGGUCUUGGAGCGGCGCGCGCGCAAGAGAGAGCGAGCGAACGAGCGAGGGCGGGCGGGCGGGCUGGCCCGGCGCACAAUGCCUCCGCCGAGCCCGAGCGAGCCGCUGCCUUUCUGCCGGCGCUCGCAGGGGAGAGCUGCCGCCGCUACCGCCCUCCCCGCCCACCUGGUCCCAUGAAGCGGCCGAGGGGGCCUUAGCGAGCCGGACGAGAUGGGCAACCAGCCGGGGAGACCCGAGGAAGUGGAGCCAGGUCGGUUAGCCGCGGGGAAGUGGGGGCGGGAAGCGAGGGAGGGGAGAUGCCGGGGGGCGCAGGGGGUCCCUCGCAGGUGGGGCUGUGGGGGGGGGGGGCGCCCGCCGGGCACGUGCCAAACAGGAAAAGCGGAGCGGGGCUGCAUCCUGGCUCGCCGGGGUUGGCCUUUUCUCUCCGAUGGGUGUGUGUGUGGGGGGGAGAGAACGGGCGUUAAUGCACCGGAGCCGCUCGCCCUGGAUUUCUGUUCAUUUGCAGAAUUCGUUUCGUUUCGUUGAAUCGCUUUGGCGCGAGCCAUUAGCACUAUGAUAACACAAACGAGGCAGGUAACAUUUGCGCAUAAGAAACGGUUAGAGGGAACUCUCUUUAGGAUCAGGAGUGGAGAGUCUCUGCUCUAAACGAACAGGAGGAGCUAUUGGGGCUCUUGACCUGGGGGGGGCCAAACUCUGUGUGUGUGUAAAAGUGCUUUUAGAAAUAUGCGUGUCUGUGUUGCGCUGCAGGGGGUUGGACUGGAUGACCCUUCAGCCCCCUUCCAAUUCUGUGAUUCUGUAUAAUUAUGAAUGGCGAACUUUGAGAUGAAGAAUGAGUCUUAGCAUCAGUUCACUAGCUGAGGGGUCCUCUUUGUAGGAGAAGCUUGGGUGUUUGGGUGGUGUCAUAACAACAAACGGGGGUUCCCCCAGGAGUUAAGCCCCGCCCCCCCAGUUUUGGCUGUGCACAUUCCUGGACACCUCCCGAAAGAGAGGGGGUGGGGGGGGUAGAGGAACGGGCAUGUGGCAAAAACUGAGGGUGUCCCAAGGAAGAACAGAGAGUUUAAAAUUGGGUUCAGAGCCAGGAGUGUCUGUAAACACACAAAUGGGGGGGAAUCAAGUUGUGCUGGGAUGUGGGGGGCCAGGUGGAUGUCUCUCCUAGGAUGCUGCAAGGUCCCUGGGAAUUGUGUGUGUGUGUUUUUAUGGGGGAGACAAUAACCAGCUGUGGCAUCCAGCUUUUCGGCAGUGGUGGCGCACCCUAGGGAACGGUUACCAGGCCUCUCGGAGCAGCUAUGUCUUUUGUGAGAAUCUCUCCCCUCCUCUUCCCCCCCCCCCAUUGUCCUCUUGGAAGUGCAUCGCUAUGCAUGUUAAACAGGGAAUUGGGGUUGGGGGAGCUUGUGGAGAAAUAAAGGAGUGUGUGCUCUUUCUCCUCCUUUGUGGGUCCACUGAAAAGCCAGCCCCCAAUUGAUGUGUGUCUGUCUGCAAGGCUGGCCAAAAUGAUUCAGAAAGCAGCAUGCCUUGCUCUCUUGCCUGUUUCACAGAUCUUGUUCGAUUUUGAGGGGGGCCCUCAGGCGCUGGUGGGUUUGUCUUAUGCAUACAGGGCCCCCUAGAGAUUAUUAGAGGACUUCUUGUGGGGCGUGGGGGGUGGGGAAUAAGAUGGGGGGGACGGACGGCCUUGCCCUGCUGUAAUGCAAACAUUUUGUCUUGUAGCUAAGCUGCCCUGGGGGAGUGUCCCCCACCCCAGACCCCUUCGGGGUUUCAAUUAAUUUGAUGCUGCUCCUUUAGAGGUCUUUUCGAAAACCUUCUUCCUGCUCAGGCUUUUGAAGUGUGCUUUAAACGUUUUUUAUUUUUCCUGCAAACUGCUUUUUACAGGGGGUGGGGUAGUUUUUUGUGUGUUUUGGGGGAACGCUUCUCUUUUGUUAUUUACAUCUGAUAUUUUGUUGUAAACUGGAUGGGCUGCUGUGUAAACAAUCAAUAGCCAUACCAAUAUUAAGUGGACUCUCGUCUGGCGGUAGGACAUUUGUAGGAGGUCCCCUGGUUCAAGCCCCAGCACCACAAAGUCAGACUUUGGCCUCUCACGUAGGGUUGGGUGGGAGGGUCCCCUGCCUGGAGCCCUUAAGAGCUGCUGCCAGUCAGGGUCAGCAAUACUGCACUAGAUGGACUCGAGGGUCUUAGUACAAGACAGUUCCUUUCGUUCCUGGUAGUAAGAGAUUUUGCCGUGGCUAACCUCUUCUGAGGGACGCGGGUGGCGCUGUGGGCCACCCACAGCGCCUAGGACUUGCUGAUCCGAAGGUCGGUGGUUCGAAUCCCUGCGACGGGGUGAGCUCCUGUUGCUCGGUCCCUUCUCCUUCCAACCUAGCAGUUCGAAAGCACGUCAAAGUGCAAGUAGAUCAAUAGGUACUGCUCCGGCGGGAAGGUAGACGUCGUUUCCGUGCGCUGCUCUGGUUCGCCAGAAGCGGCUUAGUUAUGCUGACCCGGAAGCUGUAUGCCAGCUCCCUUGGCCAGUAAAGCGAGAUGAGCGCCACAACCCCAGAGUCGGUCACAACUGGACCUAAUGGUCAGGGGUCCCUUUACCUUUAUCUAACCUCUUCUGAUGUACCUGAAAGCAACUUCUUUUUAAGAAUAGAAUGAUAUACAGUGGUGCUUUGGUUUAAGAACAGCUUGUUUUAUGAACAACUUGGAUUAAGAACGCUGCAAACCCGGAAGUAGGUGUUUUGGUUUGUGAACUUUGCCUUGGAAGCAGAACAUGUUCCGCUUCCUGUUGAGUGUGUUCCAUUUGUAAAUUGAGUCCCCCGCUGCUGUGGGAAAGCACACCUUGGUUUAAGAACGCUUUGGUUUAAGAAUGGACUUCCGGAAUGGAUUAAGUUCGUAAACCAAGGUAACGCUGUAUUCUUCCCCACUGCUCCACGUAAAGACAGCAGUGCCCGGCCCCAGAAUUUUAGGAAAGAUAACCCCUGAGCCCUCUCCUGCAACCCUUGAUCCAAGAGAAACCGGAAUGUGCACACCAUGGUUCCUACGCCUCUUACGAAGUAGACCAUAGUCCCGCAAAAGCUGAUGCCGUAAGGCAGUUGGUUCUUUUCCUUUCUCCGCAACAGCGUGGCUGCGCCUCUCCCCCACCCCUGGGAAUCUCUGCAAGGGUAGCGCUGGUGUGCCCUUUUCGCUAGGAAAGGGCACAGCAAAUGCCAGUCCUGGCCCUCCCUGAUCCACUUGUAGAACCGUUUGUUGCUUUUGCUGCUGCUGCAAAACAUCUCUGCUGAUUGUGAUGCAGCUGGCAAUUUUGGGGGAAGAAACUGGGGGGAAACAUACUGGGCUUUUGCCAUAUUGUCGUUUUUUUGUUUGCGACCUCACCUUCCCCUUUGCAUCUCAUGGCCUCAUCCUUCCUUCCUCGCCACCCAGCAGAAACCUUCCUCUGCUAGCUACAAGCUGCCAGCCCUCGAUUUCUGUUCUUUAAAAGUAAUGUUUAAACCACUGUGAUACCACAUUAAACAAUCAUGGCCUCCCCCCCCCCCAAGAAUCCUGGGAACUGUAGUUUGUUAAGGAGUUGCUGAGAGGCCUCAUAUUCCCCUCCCAGAGCGCUUCAAGCUAAUCCAUCUUCUCAGGGAACUCUGGGAACCGUACCUCCUUGCUUGAAACCCUAGAGGGCUGCUGCCAGUCAGUGCAGGCAACACUGAGCUAGAAGGACCAAGCACCCGAUGAAGGCAGCUCCUCCUGCACUGCCAACUCAUAAUGAAAAAGAGCAAAUAUCAGGGAUGGAGGGGGCGUUACUGCAACGGCGAGUGCAAGCACCGUCAGCUCAUGGCUGAGGGAGGAGGCCAAAUACUCCGUUGUUUUGUUUGGGGAUGUUGUGGUGUCUGGAAAUGUGUGAGCAGAUGUUCGCCAGAGGGGAAGCUGCCCCAGGGCCCUUCUAGGACGCAAAUGAUGCGUGUUGCACCUGCCCCACACCCUUGUCUCGGAACAUACCUGCUACGAGUUCUGCUGGUCCGGGGAAUUCAGGUGUUUACUGCUGGGGGAAGGUGGGGCUCCUGUUUAGACUAUUCAGGGAAGGGAUGGGAGAUGAUUAUUUUAGCCCCAUGUUCUGGUGCCAAGUGGUUUUCUCUGAGGACAUGUCAAAAGCCCCAUUUAAGCAUCAUUUUGCUGGAAUCAUCUCUCUGGCCAGCUCUCUCUCUCUCUCUCUGUCUCUCUCUGUUUCUCUCUGUCAAAAAUGGCUGAUAUUACAAAGGUAGACAAGCUCUGCACAUGCAGGUUCCAUUGUUACCUGUUGUUGCCUCCAGUAGGCCUUUGCGCCAUGAAUUUGCCAAACCCUUAACAGAAAUGAUCUCAGCUAGCAACCUUCUCCACCGGGCUCAGCAUAUCCCGUACUUGUAUGAAGAAGUUAUUUCCUUAUGCAGGAGAUUUGGGACGAUAACUUAACUCUGUUGCAGGGGGUUGGACUAGAUGACCCUCAUGGUCCCUUCCAACUCCACAGUCCUAUGAUCCCUUUGUUUUUGAUGGGCCUACUCUGUGUAUACCUCAUUUUGAUAUCGCUCCCCCUUUUAAAAAAGUUUCAAUCUAUUUUAUUUGUGGCUUUCUACUGGAAAGGAUUAUAUUAAUUGGCGUAGUGUGGACAUAAAAAUACAUUUGAAGGCAGCCCUGUUUAGGGAAGUUUUUAAUGUGUGAUGUUUUAUUGUAUUUUCAAUAUUUUGUUGGAAGCCACCCAGAAUGGCUGGGGAAACAAUUUGUUGUUGUUAAAUCAUCAUCAUCUUAUUAUUAGUAUCCUGCCCAGCACCUUACCUGUGGUUUCUUUGCUGCCAAUAAACCCACAAUCGGAAACCUUGGUUUGUUUUAACUAUGCCUUGGUGUUGCACGUGCAAAUCUUGCGCCCGUCCCUAACAAUGGGUUUUUUUGGUCCAACCCAGAGGCUCACUAAGCAAGAAAGACAGGAGGCAGCAGCAGGCAGGACAACACAAACCUUGGAGGAACAAGCCACGGUGUGCUGGCUCGUCUGUGGGACAACCUGUGGUUUGUUAAACAAACCAUGGUUUAGCAUUGCGUGACUCUAUCUGCCAACAUCUCUCCCUCUGUUCCCCUCACCUUACAAGAAAGCUUCAAAUACUUGGGCAAAACUGCUCCAGCCCCUUGACCUGCAUGGCCAUGCCUUUAUCUGACUUUCCCAGUUCUGCAUCACCUUCCUUGUUUUUUUCGGAGAUGGGGAAAUCUUAUCUCCCCACAAAAGAUCUUGUCUCUGUAGGCCGGGAUUCUUCACUCUGGGUCUGAUGAGCCACCUCUGCCUGGCAAGAACCUUAAGGAAAGUUCACAUGCUAGUUUACAACAGGAUGUGACUAGCAUCUCCAGGCCCUCCUGUUCUCUGUGAGUCAGGAGCUGUUUGUCUGGGUCUGCAAAAGAAACUUAAUCUGAUUUACUCCCCCUUCCCCUGAAUCUUCCACCCCGGUGCUGAAACUCAGGCCUCAGGGCAUGUGCAGAGUGCUUUGCCUGCAAAGCAAGCCAAGUGCGAACGCGUUUCUUUUUUGAAAAAGCAAAGCGUUCUUGUGUGUCCGAAGCUUGUUUCGUACAUCCUCUCUCAGUCAACAACCCUCCUGACAGCCCUGCAAUGUAGAGCAGUGUUGCUGCGUUAUUUAUCUCCAACUAGUGAGUGCAAGAGAAACAGGCCGGUAGCAGCAAUGAUUCUGAAUCCUAGUUGCUGGGGACUGCAAGUGGGGAGAACUGUUGUUGCGCUCAGGUCCCCAGGCCUCCCUUGGGAGCAUCUGGUGGUGACUGCAAGGACCGGACUAGAUGGGACCCCUUUGGGCCUGAGCCAGGCCCUUCUUCCGUUCUCAGGCGGCUCUUGUAAGCCAGCCAAGCUGCGUACUGCCAGAGGGGUGGUGGAAGGGAGAGGAGAAGAGAAGGAAACUGGCCACUCCCGUGCCCCCUCACCAGCCUUAUCUAGCCAGGCAGGGCAAGGGGGAGAUUCCUUUCUAUUCCUGGCCCCAGAGAAGGCUGGCAGAGCCGUGAGGAAGGCCACCCAUCUAAGGACAUUUUAAUAGGGUAUGACUCCACACUGCCCUGGCCUCCAAAAUUCUCCGCUCGGUAACCCAAGAAGAAUUUGGGUGUUGAAACUGUCAAAACCAUGAGAGAAGAGAGUGUCCUCAGAAUAAUUGCCGCUUUGCUCCACAUCUCUGUUUCCAGACCCAAUUCAAGGUGCUGCUUUUAAUCCGUAUAGCAGGGGUGAAGGAGCCUCAUGCCUGGGGGCCAGACCCUCUCUCUGUCUGGCCCCCCGUGAUACUCCCAAGGCUUCCCCGCCCCCACCAGCGCUGCUUCACAGCCUCCUUGAGUGUCUUUGCCUGGCUGGGAUUGGGCCCUUGAACUCUGACCCUGCCUCUUCGCUUGGCUGGACGGAGGGUGGAGAGGGGCGGGCGAGUGCAAGCGUCUAGAAACUAGCCUGCUCUACGAAAGUUAAAAUUUACAUUCAUCUCGGGUGAGACAGACGGAGCAGAUCUCCUGCGCCUUCUGCAGAUCUGAAGGCCACCUAGGUUGGCAGACAUGGAAGGAAACUCUCCUGCAAAUGCUUGGGGCAUGAGCCACGGAGGGGAGGUUUGGUGCCAGGAGGUCCAUUAUCAAGACCAGAUGGGAUGCAACAGGGAAAGAGUGGGGCGGGAGGCAAUGGACGUUUGUCCAGUUCUGGGCACCACAGUUUAAAAAGGAUGUCGACAAGCUGUGCAGAGGAGGGCGACCAAGAUGAUCAAAGGUCUGGAAACCAAGCCUUAUGAGGAAUGGUUGAGGGAGCAGGGGAUGUUUAACCUGGAAAAGAGGAGACUGAGAAGAGACAGGAGAGCCAUAAUAAUAAUAAUAAUAAUAAUAAUAAUAAUAAUAAUAAUUUAUUUAUACCCCACCCAUCUGGCUGGGUUUCUCCAACCACUCUGGGCGGCUUCCAACAAAGUAUUAAACUACAGUGGUCUGUUAAACAUUAAAAGCUUCCCUAAACAGGGCUGCCUUCAGAUGUCUUCUAAAGGUCUGGUAGUUGUUCUCUUUGACAUCUGGUGGGAGGGCAUUCCACAGGGGGGUGCCACUACCGAGAAGGCCCUCUGCUUGGUUCCCUGUAGCUUUGCUUCUCGCAGAACCGCCAGAAGGCCCUCGGCGCUGGACCUCAGCAUCCGGGCAGAACGAUGGGAGUGGAGACGCUCCUUCAGGUCUACUGGACCGAGGCCAUUUGGGCUUUAAAGGUCAGCACCAACACUUUGAAUUGUGCUCGGAAACGUAUGUGAAGGGCUGUUACAUGGAGGAUAUUUUCUCCUGCUCUGGAGGGUAGGACUCGAACCAAUAGCUUCAAGUUGCAAGAAAGGAGAUUCUGACUAACCAUUCAGAAAAAGUUUCUGACAGUUAAGGGCUGUUUGAUGGUGGAGCAGACUCUCUCAGAAGGCGGUGGACUUUCCUUCCUUGGAGAUUUUUAAGCGGAGGUUGGAUGGCCAUCUGUCAUGGAUGCUUAAGUUGAGAUUCCUGCAUUGCAAGAGAUUGAGCUAGAUGGCCCUUGGAAAGUCUUACAGUUCAGUGAUUCUGUGACAUUGCUGGGAGCAAGGGCAGAGACACAGUGACCCUGGGCAUCUGAUAACAGGACUCUUCUUCCCACCCCCAGAGCUUCUCCAUUGUGUCUUCUUAAUCUAAAAGAUUGAGAAGGAGGAGGAGGUCUGCGAAUGGAAUUUACAAGGUUGUGACUCGUAGGAGGCAGGAGGUCCACAUGCCAGAACAAACCCUUUUCCCCAUACCAGGAUGGCUCAGCAGCAAACCACCACGACUGUUGUGUCUGGCCUUGGCCUAACGUUUCCUGCCCAAACGGUGCCUUUAUUAUUAUUAUUAUUAAAACUUACAGCACACUUUCCCCCCCAGGCAGUUCCGCGAGCAGAUAUACUACUAGGUUCUUUUAAAUCCACCUGGGUGUUGAUGGUGAAGCAGAGAGAGAUCAAGAGCUACUGAAAGAGCAUGGUAUAGUGGGUAGAGUGUUGGACUAGGACUUGGGAGACCAGGGUUCAGAUCCCCGCAGGGUUGUUGUGGGGCAUUGAAUGAGGAGAGGGAGAACCGUGCAGGCCACGAGCUCCUUGAAGAAAAAGGCGGGGAUAUAAGUGUACAGUGGUACCUCAGGUUACAGACACUUCAGGUUACAGACGCUUCAGGUUACAGACUCCGCUAACCCAGAAAUAGUGCUUCAGGUUAAGAACUUUGCUUCAGGUUGAGAACAGAAAUCGCGCGGCGGCGGCACAGUGGCAGCGAAAGGCCCCAUAAGCUAAAGUGGUACCUCAGGUUAAGAACAGUUUCAGGUUAAGAACGGACCUCCAGAACGAAUUAAGUUAUUAACCAGAGGUACCACUGUAAUAGUAAAUGAAAAUAAAGAUUUGUUUGCAGGGAGAUGAGAUGAUGUUGACUAUUUAAUGAGCAAGCUGGGUUUCUCCUCCUCUGGAGGGUAGGACUCGAACACAUGGCUUCAAGUUGGCUUCAAGUUGCAAGAAAGGAGAUUCAGACUCAACAUCAGGAAGAACUUUCUGACAGUAAGAGCCGUUCAAUCAUGGGAUGAUCUCCUUCGGGAGUUUGUGGCCUCUCCUUCCCUGGAGGUUUACAGUGGUACCUCAGGUUAAGUACUUAAUUCGUUCUGGAGGUCUGUUCUUAACCUGAAACUGUUCUUAACCUGAAGCACCACUUUAGCUAAUGGGGCCUCCCGCUGCUGCCGCACGAUUUCUGUUCUCAUCCUGAAGCAAAGUUCUUAACCCGAGGUACUAUUUCUUGGUUAGCAGAGUCUGUAACCUGAAGCGUAUGUAACCCAAGGUACCACGGUAUAAGCAGAGGUUGGAUGGUCAGGGGUGCUUUAGUUGAGAGUCCUGCAUUUCAGGGGGGUCAUACUAGAACCUACCAGUGGGUUGAAGUUGAUGACCCUCUAUGAUUCUAUUCAAUUGGCUAGCGUUGUGCAAACUCCCAAACAGCAACCAUCUUGAAGCGCCGUAGAGUCACCCACUUGUGACUGAAUGGCCGUUCAUUGUGGAAGAAUUCCAUACAUCCAGGCAGGGGCCGCCCCCCCCCCAAAGGCCGCCAACCUAUCCUCUGUUAUCAGCAGUUCAAGGCACUCUUUAAGAACUACUUGCCUUCGGAGGAGUUGGCCUGUUGCUUCUCUGUGCGAGUUCCUGUUCCAGGCUUGCUAACAUCCAUUCAGGAGGCACGUGCAGAGCAGAAAGUUGUUCAGGGGUGAUUGGAGACUCCUUGAAAAGUGUGUGUGUGUGGGGGGGGUGAGAUUUAUCAUACUCUUCCAACCUGAAAGGAAACCUUUCCGGGUAUAAAAGCGAAGGGCCCCUCCAGUUUAAAUCCAGGAGCGGGGACGGACGAAGUGUGGUUCGGCUGCCUGGCCCUGCUCUGCAUUCUGGGUGACCUUCGGAGGUUGAAACUGUGGCUUCGGCUGGGUGAUUGCUUUCCCCCCCAGUCAAACCAAAAGCCCUGUUAGGCUCUAAUAAACUAGGGCAUCCCCCAGCCCUCUUCCAAUCAGCAAUUUGUUAAUGACAUUUCAUUGACAGGAGCGUUUGGCCAGAGGGUUAGGCCAGGGUGAAAUCAAUUUGUCUGUGGUUUAGGUGGCAGUGCCUGCGGAAAAUAAAAUGUUGUGGAACAACACAGAAGAUGUGGGGAGAUGGGACGAGAUGGGAUUCCAUCCUCAGUGUCAGCUUUCUGAAAUAACCGUGUAUUUUGUAUCAUUUGUUUUCAAACUAACAGGCUCAUCUUUCAAAUAAUACAGGGAUGAAGCCUUUGUUUUAAUUAGAAGUUGACGAUCCGUUAAUAAUAUUGGGCGUGCAAAAUAACCUUUCCUUCCAGGUAACAUGUUGCUCUCCCAGCCCCUUCCAGUUCUGUGAUUCAAUGUGUGUAAGUGAGCGAGAGACAAGAGUCCUGGCACUUUGAGCAUCAAUCCCACUUUGCAGGAGGGUUCUUGAUUCCCCCAAACCCAAUCCCCUCAUUCCUUUGGCCAGGGGUGGGGUCUGAUCCGUCGUCCACUCGGGGUUUUCCGCUGCAGUUUUUCCUCCACCGGAGCCGCGCUCCACUCUUCCCGCCUCCCUAAACCGUAGCAAAGCCUGAUGUCUGUGGCUUCUGCCCCGCUGGCUGGGUGUGGAUAAUAAUUAAUCUCCUGGCGCGGAAGCUGCUUCCUUGACGGGUGAAGGAAAAAGAAAGGAAGAGAGACAGGUUUAACCUCCAACCCAGCCCGGCUAAUUGUUUUUCUCAGGCAAGAAUCAAAAACCCAAGACUUUGCCAGCAAGGCCUGGGUUUCCUAGAAAGGAGACUGACAGCGGUAUUGCGAAGCAAGCGUGGGGAACCGGAUCCAUUCCUGCAGGCCAAAUCCUUACCUGCACACCCCCCGCAGGCAGAGUUUGACAGGUGGCUGGUCCACCCACUUGUCCAUUGCCUAAUGUCAGGUGACACUCCCCCCCUUUUUUUUUGCACAUGCAGGCAGAAAAGGUGGGUGUGUUUGCAACGCUUCCUUAGUCUGCUGGUGAUCUGCAGACAUCAGGCAUAGGGGAAGUGGAUCUGGCUUAACCCAAACAAUGGUGUGGGCCAAAUGAGAAGGUCUGAUGGGCUUAAUCCAGCCCACAGGAUGCAGGCUUCCCGCACCCCAAUUACCUUGGAGGCUGAAACGGGUUGUGCCAAGGUAUUUCUUCCACUGAGCUGUCAGAGUGCGAUAUCAACUAGAGUUGCUGCCUGUGUAUGUAUUAUUUUUUUAAACACCCUACUUAAGAGCAUUUAAUAUAACUAGAAAGUGCUGUAGAGUGGCAGAUUUCUUUUUUAAUAAUAAUAAUUUUUAUUAAUUUUAACUUAUAAAUUAUAAUACAUACCACAAAACCUCACCACUUAUACAAUCUUUUUUUUUUUACUUCCAUCAGCACCUCUGAUGAUCCACCGUUUUGACUUCUUAUGCAUUUCUUAAAUUCAUAUUGCCUUCAAUUAUCUUAACUAACCAUCCUACCCUUUAUCCAUUUUUGCAAUAGUUCCAAUAAUUCAGCUCACAAAACUUAUCGCAAACCUACAAACGUAGUCUGAUCAUCACAAUUACUUUUCAAAUAGUCUGUAAAUUUACACCAGUCUUCUGUGAAUUUCUGGUCCUGCAGAUUUCGAAUCCUUCCUGUUAGUUUAUCGUGGAGUGGCAGAUUUCUAGAGCAGGGAGAGAGAGAGAGAGAUCUGAGGUCCAAGCUCCAUAGAGCCAGCUCUGAGCUUAAACCUUGCAGGAUUGUUCUUGGGAUAGGAAAUGUAGAUACAUAUGUGCGAGAGAAUUCCCUUGGCUUUAUAGCUCAGUGCUACUGGUAGAACACCUGCUUUGAUUGUAGAAGUUCUCAGGUUCAAUCCCCAGAAUCUCCCAGUAAAACCCUUCUGGAACUCCUCUGAAGCUGCUGCCGGCCAGUGUGGACUGGGGAGCCACUGGCCCGGCACCCAAAUGCUGGCCCUCGAUACCUCUCUGUCUCACCCAUAGGACUCUUCCUUGGCUGCACCAGUCCCUGGCCACGUUCCCACCCUCCUUGGGAGCUCCUGCCCUGCUGGAGCAUGUCCUCAAAUGCCCUGACUGGAGUGCGGCCCACUGCCCAAAGAUCAGACCCCCUUUCCCCCUGGUCCCGCCCAACACCACGUAGGUUCUCCACAGAGGGGGUGAUGCCCUUUGGCUGGAAAAGAACUCCCCACCUCCCGUCUGGAGUGGAUGAGCCUGAGCCAGGUGGGCCCUGGUGCGACACAGACUCAGAUAAUUGUAGAGUUGGAAGGGGGACCCACAAGGGUCAUCUAGUCCAACCCCCCUUCAAUGCAGGAAUCUCAUCUAAAAUAUCCAUGAUGGAUGACAUGGUCUGAAGCAGCUCUCUAGGUCCCGAUGUUUCUACAAAGGAGAUUCCUGCUUGCUGGAGGCGACUGGUGAGUGAGUGGCUGUUUCACUAAACUGAAUGAAAAAGCCUCAGUCAUCUUAAAACUUAAUCCGGAGCAAGCAAGGCCUAAGGGCUGUCCAUGCCCACAGAGCUCCCACAUCCCUCCUUAAGGCCACGAUCCUAAAUUGUGGGGUAAAGCCCCAUUGAAAACAGAGGGGCGGGAUUUACUUCCGAGUCAAUGUGCUCAGGAACACACAGUGUGUGAAAUCUGCACCCCAGGUGGGUUUUCCACAGAUCUGGGCAGCUUAGAUUUUGGGGCCUCCCCCACCAUGGAAAUCUCCCUUCUGAUGGGGCUCUCUCUUGACCGACCUAAAGCACACACAGCUGUGUGGGGCUUUGCCAGCGCAAUGAGCCAACCAGCCGGCACGCUUUCUAGCUAACCAGCAGAGAGGUGUUGUUGAAUGAGAGAUUCAGAAGCAGCAUGGAAAAGUGGGGAGAGGGGGAACAGUUUGGGGGUUAUUGCCAUAUCCUGCAAGGCCAUUUCCAAAACGUUCUCCCAGUGAGCUUCUGAAUACCAGUUGCUGGAAACCACAGAAAGGGAGAGCGUGGCUGUUGCGCUCACGUUCUGGUUUGGGGCUUCCCUUUUGGGGCGUCUGGUUGGCCGCUGCAAGAACAGGAUGCUGGACUAGAUGUGUUCUGUCCUGCUCCAGCCGGCUCUGUGCUUAAGUGGACUCCCUCACGCCGGGAUAUCUUGGAUUCCCCCCUUGCCUUGCCUUGUGUUGCGUUCCCACUCAAGCGUUUCCUUGCAUUUUGUUGAGGGCUGGUUUGGCAGGGGCCGUGACACGGUAGGAGGGCAUCUGCUUUGCAUGCAGAAGGUCUCAGGUUCGGUCCCCACUGGCAUCUCCAGGUGUUGCUGGGAGAGAGACCCUGCCAGAAGCCUUGGACGGUUGCUGCCAGUCAGCGCAGGCAGUACUGAGCUGGAUGCACCCAAUGGCCUGGCUCUGUAGAAGGCAACAUCCUUUGUUACUGUUCCGUUCCUUCCUUUAUUCAGAACCACGAGGACUGAAAUCUUAACAUUAUUUUUGCAGAGAAGGGGCUGCAGCUCAGAAGGUCCGAGGUUCCAUCCCCAACGGGCAGCUCUUGGUAGGGCAGGAUUCGCAUGCCGAUUCCCACCAGCAGAAACUUUUCUCAAGGACUUGUGCAAGUGAGCUGCCCCCUCUGCUCCCUGCACAACCCCCCUGUGCUCCCCCAAAUUGGGGUGCUUGAGACUGUCUGGCGAGUCCUCAUGCUUGCCCUGAUGGAACAAUUGUUUUAGUGUGACGUUGAGCUCCUUCCUUAGGGUCCUGUGUUUGGGGCAAACCGGUGUUCAGAGUUGCAUAUUCCGAUGGCUGCUUGGGGUGUCAUUGAAAGCCAUAACGUGGGGAACUGUGAAUUUCUGGUAUUGACUAGGGAACCUCUGGGGCAAUGCCGUUCCAGGGUUCUCCACCUCUUUCACAAUGUAAGGAAAUGCUCAAGGACUUGGAAAUAAAAGAGUUUCAAGCCGAUGAAAACUUGCAUGAUGCUCUUAACAUUUCUUUGGUCCCUCUAACUGAUUGACAGAAAAUCAUAACGCGGGCAGAAGAAAGUGCCUUUGUGACCAAAGGAACCUGCUUCCACCUUUUUGCAGUGGUGAUCGCACAAGUCUUUGCAGGCACUGCUCAGAAUUUAUUCAUGUAGAAAAGUAUUUCUAAACCGCCAACUCAUUUAGGGAAAAGGUUGUCGCUUGGUAGUAGAAUGCCUCCUUCGCAUAGGAAGGUUCAGUUCCUGGCUGCCAGUCAGUGCAGACCGUGCUGAGUUGGAUGGUCCCAAUGGCCUGGCUCAGGAGAGGGCAGCUUCCUGCCUUUUCCUGAGAAGUGUGGUGAUGUGCAAUGAAACCAUUAAAACAUCAUUAAAUAGUUAAAUGCAGAGCAAGUGGCCAACUUUGUCACUUUCAUAGUUUAUGACAGAGCAAGCGCAGGGGUAGAAUGCUCACUGGCUGCUUUGCAGGAGGGGGCGGAAAACCGGGAGGGGAUGUAAUGGAGUAUCCUAAAAGGGGCAUGGCUGGCUGGCUGGCACACUGCUACUGCUGGUCCACAUUAUUUAUAUAGUCUUCUACCUGUUACUUUUUGCUCAAUUCAAUCUCUUCAGCCUAACCAGCUCAGAGCCUUGAAACGAGUCCUUUUCCUUCUUCUCUCCCCAGCAACAUUUAUUUAUUUGAAGUCCACCAGGUCAUGUGAUCCUACCUGCCUCUCAAGGGGAUUUAUUUUUAUUUUUAUUUUUUGAGUAAAGAUUUGGAGCCUUUGCAGAUAAGAGCCAGGCAAUUACUGGCGAUUCUUAUCUGGCAACAAUGGCAUUAACAUCAGUAAGGUUUUUACCCAGCUAGAGAAAUCUCUCUCUCUCCUCCCAGCCUGCUCUACCAGGCUCAGGCAUCCAGGCACCACUAUCAGCACCCCCAGCAACCCAGCAGCAUUCCUUCCUGGGGCAGGGCCCCCACCUCCCUUGUUUGCAGCUUCCUUGUGGAAGAAUAUCUUCCUUGUGCAGUACAGUCACCUAUACCGGGAUCUCUACCACACAUCACAAUAAAGCCUCCAUGUUCCAAGGCAGUAUACCUCUGAAUUCCAGGCACUGGCAGAUGAAGCUUUUAUGCUUUGUUGUGAAUGGGUGGGUGGGUGCUGGCCACCCCCUGUUAGAGCAUUGCGUCAUUGUCUUCAGAAUCUUGGCUUUCUCUUCAAAGAGGAAAUGGAGCCGGGGCAAGUUUCUAGUCCUCAGGAGCUGCAAAGAAAUGCUAGAAAGGGUGGGGCAGUAGCGCCACAAGCAGUGAAACCUUCAGAGGCUGAAUCAGGUUUCCAGGGAACAAGGAGCACAGCUGCUGUGACAAGUUUAUAUCUUUCCGGAUGAAGCCCAGAAAGAGAAGAGUUGUGAUUUUUAUAAUUUACUCAGGUUUCUGAUAUGUAAUUUGCUCUUACAAAGGUCAGUGGCGGCCACAAACUGUGCUGGCUUCGAAAAGGAGGUUAGCUGGUUCCAUGGAUGGUAAGGCGACAAGGCAGAAUGGCUGUAUUUUCCCUCCACCCUCGGAGGCAGUAAAUGCCUUUGGGUGCCAACUGCUUGGCAGCAUCUGGUUGGCCACGGUGAGAACCAUUUAUAUGACCACACUGCCCUCACUCUCCAUUAGGCCUCACUUGCCAUCAGUGAUGGCAACAUGUUGCCCUAGCUGGCUUGGUCACAGAGAGGACAGGAUGCUGUCCUAGAUGGGCCCCCUUGGGCCUGAUUCAGUGGCCAGGCUCUUCUGGCGUCCAUUUAUAUCUCGCUGCCCUCGCUUUCCAUUUGACUUCACUUGCCGCCAGUGAUGGCGGCGUGCAGCUGAAUCCGGUUAGCCACUGUGAGAGCUGGAUGCUGGGCCUCCUUUGGCCUGAUCCAGCAGCCAGGCUCUCUUCCGAUGUUCUUGCAUUCAGGUUCCAGCCUGUCGGAUCGGUGGCGAGGCCCAGAGGGCAGGCAUCUCUGGAGGCCGUAGGAAUGAGAGAUCUGGAGGGGGCGAUACCAUUUGCAAACACAAACCGGCCCAGCGACUGCACACACACACACACACACACACACACACACACACAGAGCAAGUCGGUUCCGUCUGCUCCCACCUGGGAGCUUUCUUCAUACCUGCCUGGGGAGACGGCAGGCCCAGGGCAGCAAGAUUAGCCACAUCGCCCGGGUGUUGGCUCUCUGACUCACCCCUCUGCAAACAGACGCACGGCUCCAGGCAACGGCACGGUGGCUUCUCACGGCUGGAGUGUCUCUUCGGCACACAAAGUCCGAGGGCCACCUGGCGGCUCCCUCCCAUUGGAGCCGGCGCCGCCCGGAGGUUGAGAAGGCCGAGCCGAGCGGUAAAGUCCAGGAGAUAAUGGUCCCUCUGCUGUAUACUUUUUCACGUGUUGCAUAGUUAAACUAUGGAACUCCCCGCCACAAGAGGCAGUGACGCAGUGACGGCCACCAGCCGAGAUGGCUUUAUUAUUAUUUAGUAUUAAUUCGAUUUAUAUACCACCCUUUAUCAAAAGAUCCGUGUGAGGUGUACAAUAGUAAAAACAUUUUUCGGAGCGUAAUAAUAUAAACAAAGCAUAAUAAUAGGCAGCAUAUCUGUUCUGCAGGCAUCUCCCGCUUCCGCCUCCCCUCUGCUGGACUCUUGUCUGUCCAGCAAUCCUAUGAUCUCAGUGGAAACUGCUGUUGUAUCUUUGCUGAAACGCUCCUAUCUGCCUCCUCUCCCCACCACAAACGCUGCCUCGGUCUUCGAUAAGUCUGUUAUUUGUUCCUCCCGGCCUUUCCGUUUCUGGCUUUCUCUUUUUCUUAUUUCCUCUCUUUGUUCUUGCCAUUCUGUCUCUUUUCACUUCUUGCUUUUUGCCCCGGACCCCGCUUUCUGGAAAUUCGCUCCGAAGCCCAUAGCUGAGCAAGGGGGGGGGUCGAUUUGCUCUCUUUGGGGUUGGCGGUCCUUGCCAUGUCCCUCUUUUUGUGGGUGGGCUGAGUCCCUCCCCUCGCCAGCCCUUCAUAAAUUGUUCAGUUCAGCUCCACAGAAACCGACCAGAGCGCAAGGCAUCCAUCAGCAUCGACAAACUGUGGAACUCCCUCCCACAUGAACCAGCAAUGGCCACCAACAUGGGCAGCUUUAAAAGAGGAUUAGAGAGAUGCCCUACCCCUGUUACACCCUGUGAAAAGCAUUCCCUGUUGUCCAUUCACGGUGUUUAGCACUGCUACAGGGAGAAUCAAAUUGGCCAGUUUGGGUUUCUCUCCAUCUCUUAUCCCCCCCCCCAUCUUUCAAGUCACUUCUCCCCAUUUCUUUCUCAGUUUUCAUGGCUCUCUUUUACGUCCUCGUGAAAUGUCACCCAUGCUACUGCUCGGAUUUCUCCUUGUUGUUGUUGUUUAGUUGUUUAGUCGUGUCCGCCUCUUUGUGACUCCCUGGACCAGAGCACGCCAGGCACUCCUGUCUUCCACUGCCUCCCGCGGUUUGAUCAAACUCAUGCUGGUAGCUUCGAGAACACUGUCCAACCAUCUCGUCCUCUGGCGUCCCCUUCUCCUUGUGCCCUCCAUCUUUCCCAGCAUCAGGGUCUUUUCCAGGGAGUCUUCUCUUCUCAUGAGGUGGCCAAAGUCUUGGAGCCUCAGCUUCAGGAUCUGUCCUUCCAGUGAGCACUCAGGGCUGAUUUUUCUUCAGAAUGGGUUGGUUUGAUCUUCUAGCAGUCCAUGGGACUCUCAAGAGUCUCCUCCAGCACCAGAAUUCAAAAGCAUCCAUUCUUCGGCGAUCAGCCUUCUUUAUGGUCCAGCUUUCACUUCCAUACAUCACUACUGGGAAAACCAUAGCUUUAACUAUACGGACCUUUGUUGGCAAGGUGAUGCCUCUGCUUUUUAAGAUCCUGUCUAGGAUUUCUCCUAGCAGGCACCAUGGGCAGUUUCCCCUGAUGGGAUGCAUUUUAAAAAACAUUUUUGCCCAUAGAUGCAUUCCCCCCUAACACAAACAUCCAUGGACUCAUUGCUGGGCUGGGGAACUGUGUCGAAGGAGAGCUGUGUCUCGGUUUGCAUAUUGUUUCGGGAAGUGCCGUUUAGACAGGCUCAUGUUUAAAUGCAAACCGAACCAAAUUGUACACAUCCGGUUAUGUGGGGCUUUUGACAGCCGCCCCUCCUCCUUGCACUGUUGUCGCUGUAUAUUGGGCUGCUCCCCGCUCUGUGUCCAAUUUGCUGUGCGUUCUCUUGAGAAACAGGAGAAUUGCAGGGUUGCGAGGGCUCCCCAAGAGCCAUCUAGUCCAGCCCCCUGCAAUGCAGGCAUCCCAGCUGAAGCAUCCCUGACAGAGGGCCAUCCAACCUCUGCUUGCAAACCUCCAAGGAAAGCGAUUCCAUCACCAUCCAGGGGAGUCUGUUCCUCCAUUGAAGGGCUCUUUCCAAUGGCUUUAAGUUACAAGAAAUGAGAUUCCAACUAAAUAGUCAGUCAGGGUUGUUUGACAGUGGAACGGCCUCCCUCGGGAGGUUGUGGACUCUCCUUCCGUGGAGGUUUUUAUUUUUAUUUUUUUAUAUAAAUUUUUAUUAGUUUUUUAACAUACCAUUUUCAACAGUAAUUAAACAUACUUUUACAUCUUAUUCAUUUUUUUGACUUCCAUCAGUCCUGUCUGAAAAUUUUUUAACAUACCAUUUUCAACAGUAAUUAAACAUACUUUUACAUCUUAUUCAUUUUUUUGACUUCCAUCAGUCCUGUCUGAAAAUUCUCCAAUCUUAUCUCUUACUAUGCAUUUCUUACUUUCCCUAUUACAUUUAAAACUCAUGACCAAUAUCUCUAUCCUUAUCUACUUUGUAACACUUCAUAUCUUUCUCCUUACAAAACUUCUUGUAGUCCUACUAGCGUAAUUUGUUGGUUACAAUUGCUCUUCAAAUAGUUCAUAUACUUCUUCCAAUAUUCUGUAAAUCUCUGGUCCUGCAGGUUUCGAAUCCUUCCUGUCAUUUUGUCCAAUUCUUCAUACAGUAGUCCAUUAAUUUCGUCUGCCGUUCUUCUUCUGUCGGAAUUUCUUCUUGCUUCCAUUUCUGGGCUAACAAUACUCUUGCCUCCGUGGAGGUUUUUAACCAGCAUUUGGAUGGCCAUCUGUCUUGGAUGCUGUAGCUGAGAGUCCUGCAAUGCAGGGGGUUAGAAUGGAUGACCUUUGGGGGUCCCUUCCAACUCAUAUGAUUCUGUGAUUCCUACCUGGAGAUGCCUUCUGCAUGCAAAUCUGGGGCUGUCCCACUGUAUGAUCAGACAGGGGGUGGUGAAUAACAGGCUGGAGGAAAGAUGACCAGCACACACACCCCAGCGCGCACGCACACACAUACACAGACUCAGAAUUCAGGGGGCUGGGAGAAAGGAGGGGGCUAUUUUGCACCAGAAGGAGGCACAGAACAGCUCUGUGUUGCCUUACAGGCAUAAUAGAAGGCCAAAGACAAAGGGCUCAGUGUAUUUUUGCAGAGGGCGGGGGAAGGAAGGAGAUAGUGCAGGCAUUCUUUGGCUGUGCAGCCAACAGCUGCCCCCCCCUUACACCCCCGGCUGCAUUUCAGCAUCUGCAGCUGCAGGGAUCUGGGACUCUGGUGGUUGCAGCUGGUAUAAGCCGCCUCCAGCUGGCCAUAGAUGCGACCACCACCGCUUCUGAAGACCUGUUGUUGGAAGCCACAAGAGGGGAGAGUCGCUCUUGCGCUCAGAUCCUGCUUCCCGGUCUCUCAUGCGGGCAUCUAGGUGCCCACCAUGAGAACAGGAUGCUGGACUAGAUGGGUCACCGGCCUGAUCCUGCAGGCUCUUCUUAUAUUCUAACGUAGAAUGUGGUGCUUGUUGGCAGGAUCCCCUGUCAGGGUUUUUGAAUUCUUGAACCACGCUUUGUAACUUUUGCUUGCCCCCUGCAAGUCUACGUGGGGCUGCCCUUGAAGCUGACCCAGAAACUCCAGCAGGUGCAGAAUGCCGCGGCGAGGCUCCUUACGGGGUCCUUGCCGCAGGAUCACAUUCAUCCAGUGCUUUACCAACUGCACUGGCUCCCGGUGGAGUACAGGGUCAGGUUUAAGGUGCUGGUUUUGACCUUUAAAGCCCUAUGCGGCCUAGGACCCACAUACCUACGGGACUGCCUCUUCCGAUAUUCCCCACGGAGGACCUUAAGGUCCACAAAUGACAACACCUUGGAGGUCCCAAGUCGCAAGGUGGUUAGAUUGGUCUCAACUAUGCCAGGGCCUUUUCAGCACUGGCCCCGACUUGGUGGAACGCUCUGUCACAAGAGACCAGGGCCCUGCGGGACUUAACAUCUUUCCACAGGGCCUGCAAGACAGAGCUGUUCCACCUGGCCUUUGGUUUGGACUCAGUCUGACCCUUAUGUUUCCCUCCCCUUAUGAUUUUGAUCUAUGGGCUAGUAUUAAAAUGAGACUGCAUUUUAAUUUAUAUUUUAACCUGUAUUUUAAAUUGUUGUUUGUUUGUUUGUUUGUUUGUUUGCAAUUUUACUGGUGCUAGCCGCCCUGAGCCCGGCUCUGGCCGGGGAGGGCGGGGUAUAAAAAAAAUAUAUUAUUAUUAUUCCUUUAUGGGGAGCAUUACAGCUCAGUUUUGCAUGCAGAAGGAGCUGGUGGCAUUUCCAGACAGGACUAGAGACGUCUUCAUCGUCCCCCCAACUAGAAACCCCGAAGAGCUGCUGCCAGUCCACGUUGACAACACUGAGCUAGAUAGACUCAGUGGUCUGACAGUACAAGCCAGCUUUCCGCUGAAACUGGCUGUUUAUCCCAGACCAUGAGGACUAGAAACUUGACUUGUUUUCCAGGAAAAGGGCUGCAGCUCAGAGUUCCAGGUUCAGUCCCCGUUGCCUCUCAGGACAUCGGUGCCAAAGACUCCCUGGCGAUCCGCUGUCAGUCAGUGCAGGCAUCCCUGCGCUCAAUGGACCCACAGUCUGACUUGGAAUAAGGCAGCCUAACAUCUUCCUGUAGCCAGUAUUGGUCUGAUUUCAUUUACUUUUGGAACGACUGCAGCUGUGCCCCUGUGGCCAAAAACAUCCCCGUGACACCAGCCCUUAAACAUGGCCCGGGAUGUUGGGGUGGCCAAGUUGGCAGGCCUCCUGGCAGGCCCGUUGGCGAAGGAAGGGUCUUGAACCCAGUUCCGUUCCCCAGUUCCCCCAGUUGCAUCUCUUCCCCCCUUCCCCUUCGUUCCCCACUUGGAGUUUGGCAACUGACCGGGACCCUCACGAGAGCCACAAACAGGAACGGAUGACUCAGGCCGAUGAACAAACGUCCCUGGGGGUUUGGGCAAAGCCAGAUUUCCUCCCGGCCCCAUCAAAUAUGGCAGGAGGAAGCUGGGGGCCUUCAAGAGGGAGCGACUGGCCUGGAGCAGGUUGGGCAGACGUUUCCCCGGAUGAGAUCAUGGAGGGCCGGCUGGUUGGAGCUGGAUCCCGAUCUGCCGCCAAGCCGUUCUGCUCCCCCUUGCCAAGCCAGGAAUUCCUUUGCCACCUCCAGGCUGAAAGGCUUUCCAUCCACACUUGUCCAAAACGGAUUGGGGGGGGGGAGCAAGUGGUGGUGCUCUGUGUUCUUGGCUGGUUCUUUAUUUGUUUGGGAAAAGCCAGGUGCACGCAGCCACCUAAUUAAUGCAAGGAGGAAAACAGCUCGCUCUCUCACUUGCUCUCUGUCGUUGUUUGCUUACUUAUUUACACAUACACACACAUUUCCCCCCCUUUUUACAUUUCAGCAAUGUAUGCAAAAUGCAUCAUAAAACACUGCUCCUUGAAAUCAGAAAAGGGUGAAGAGAAGGAAUAGAAAUCCAAAGAGGAAAUCUCUUAGGUUUCAUAGAACCAUAGAAUUGUAGUGUUGGCAGGGGACCCCUAGCGGUCAUCUAGCCCAACCCUUGUGCGAUGCAGAUGGUGCUUGUUGUCCCCUUUCUGCAUUUGUGGGGGGGGGGAGAGAAAGAGAAACAUGGAAUCAUAGAGUUGGAAGGCACCCCAGCAGUCAUCUAGUCCAACCCUCCGCAAUAUAAUCAUCACAGCUAGAGAACCCUUGACAGUGACUCAAUAAUAAUAAUAAUAAUAAUUUAUUAUUUAUACCCCGCCCAUCUGACUGGGCUUCCCCAGUCACUUUGGGAGGCUUCCAACAAAGUAUUAAAAUACCGUAAUGCAUCAAACAUUAAAAGCUUCCCUAAACAGGGCUGCCUUCAGAUGUCUUCUAAAAGUCUGGUAGUUGUUGUUCUCUUUGACAUCUGGUGGGAGGGUGUUCCACAGGGCGGGUGCCACUACCGAGAAGGCCCUCUGCCUGGUUCCCUGUAACUUGACUUCUCGCAGCGAGGGAACCACCAGAAGGCCCUCGGCACUGGACCUCAGUGUCCAGGCAGAACGAUGGGGGUGGAGACGCUCCUUCAGGUAUACAGGACCGAGUCCGUUUAGGGCUUUAAAGGUCAGCACCAACACUUUGAAUUGUGCUCGGAAACGUACUGGGAGCCAAUGUAGGUCUUUCAAGACCGGUGUUAUGUGGUCUCGGCGGCCGCUCCCAGUCACCAGUCUAGCUGAUGCAUUCUGGAUUAGUUGCAGUUUCUGGGUCACCUUCAACGGUAGCCCCACGUAGAGCGCAUGGCAGUAGUCCAGGAGGGAGAUAACCAGAGCAUGCACCACUCUGGUGAGUGAAAUAAGGUUUGGGACUUUUUAGUCCAGAGAGAAAGUGAGCAAGAGGCGACAUAUUUAAACUUACGGCACUUGCUCCCCCAGAAGGCAGGGGUGGCCACCAUCUUGGGUGGCUUCAAAUGAGGACGGGGCCAAGUCACAGAGAAGGAAAGGGCUACUAAUGGUUGGUAGCCAGAAUGGCUGUGCUCUGCCUCCACUGUCAGAGGCAGCAUCACUUCUGAAUCCCUGUUGCUGGACGGGAGAGGCCUCUUGUACUCGAAUUCUGCUUGCAGGCUCCCCAGAAGAGAGGCAUUGGGCUUGGCCACUGUGAAAACACGGUGCUGGACUUAGGUGGGCUACUGGCCUGGUACAGCAGGCUUUUCUUGUGCUCUUAGAACAGUGUACACUUUAAGAGCGCCCUCUAUAAAAUAUAAACUCUUCCCCUCUUUUCGCUGGGAUUUUUCGUGGAGGUGGUGGCAGAAUCGAGUGUGUUCCUGUCCCAGUCGAUUCUCAGCACUUGGCUUUUCAGAGCUGGGGGGGGGGGGGCGCCUUGUUGGGGAACUGCCUGGGAGGCUCGCUCUCUGUUUCCUUUUGGCCGGAUCUUUCCCUCCUCCUCGCAGUUUCUGGCAAGAGAGCGCAGCUUGGGAUCUCUCCGGGUCGCAGCCUGCCCUUGCAUUCCACGCAGGGUGCCUGGGGCCUUUCCGCCAGGAGAGGCGGGCAGGCUCCCUCUGAAGGUCAUCUCUGGGGUGGAGGGAAAUGGCACCCGCCUCAAACGGAGCUUUUGUUCCGCCAGGCUUCGCUCCCCCAGUGGAAGCGUUGGCCCGCUGCCGCCCCCCCCCCCGGAGAGUUCGCGCUCACAAUUGCUGUAGUGAGCAGGUGGAGGUUGGGGCGAGAGCCAGGAAAGGGAGUAGGUGAGGGCAAGUCAGUGGAUAAAACUAUGCCCGGACGGAGAUAGCAAAAAGUGUUUCUCCCUCUCUCUUAAAACUAGAACUCAUAUUCCAGUGCACAGUUAAACUAUGGAACUCCCUGCCACAGGAAGCAGUGGUGGUCUCCAACUUGGAUGGCUUUAAGAGAACAUAAGAGAAUAUAAGAAUUUGUGGGCAUACAAAGAAGCUGAUCGCUGGGAGAUUCAGGGCAGAGGGAAUUGUUUUGUUGUUUGUUUAUUACAUUUGCAUGCCACCUUGUACUUCCAUCGAGCUCAAGGUGGUGUAUGUACAUGGUUCUCCUCUUCCCCAUUUCACCCUCACAACAACCCUGUGAGGUAGGUCAGGCUAAGAGAUGGCGACCGGCCCCAGGUCACCCAAUGGAGCUUCAUGGUCGAGAGGGGAUUUGAACGCUGGUCUCCCAGGUCCUGUGCUUUAACCACACCGGCUGCACUAAAGUCAUUCUGCACCUAGUGUGUAGUUAAACUGUGGAACUCCCUCCCACUGGAGGCAGUGAUGGCCUUUGAAAGAGGAUGGGACAAAUUCAUGGAGGAGGAGAGGGCUAUCGAUGGCUACUAGCUGUGCUCUGCCAUCGCUAUUGGAGGCAGCAAUGCUUCGGAAUCCCAGUUGCCGGAGACUGAAGGGGGGAGGGUGCGGCCCUGUGUUCGAAUCCUGGUUGCUGAUUUCCCAUCAAGCCCUUACACUCCAGGCGUUAACUGCUUUUCUCUUCCUGCUCUCCCAGGUUCCAUCCCAUCGGCGAAGCGCACCGGGAUCCCAGCCCCUCGGGAGCUGUCGACUGCCCCGGGCAGAGACAAGGCGGCCCUGAGACCCAGGAAGGCUCAGCCCAGCCCCACUUCCUCCGGGGCGCCAACGCCCACCAAGCACUCGCGCCCGGCCCCCAAGUGCAAGAAUGAGGGGGACGCCGGCGAUAAGGCCACGCUGGAGUCGCAGGUCAAGGAGCUGCUGGCCGAGGCCAAGGCCAAGGACUCGGAGAUCACCAAGCUGCGGAGCGAGCUGAAGAAGCACCAGGACCGGGAAUGGGUGCACUGCGAGCUGGACCACCCCGCAGGGGUGUCGCCAGCCGAGGCGGAGCCCCUGGUCCGCACCCUCCAGGACCAGAACCGGGCUUUCCAGAGGGAGCUGCUGAGCCUCGGGGAGGAGAACCGCCUCUUGAGAGAGAAGCUCAGCCGCCUGGAGCAGUCGCCGCUGUCAGACACCCUGAGCAGCAGCGGGGGCUGCGGAAGCAGCCUGGCCACCCCCACCACGCAGGGGUCGAGCUUCGGCAGCCCCACGCAGCCCCCCGGGAACCCCCAGGCCAACGGGGGCACGGCCCCCCUGCGGAACUCGGGGUCGUCCAGCAGCGACGUCACCAAGGCGUCCCUGUCCCCAGACGCCUCGGACUUUGAGCACAUCGCGGAGGCGCCCUCCAGGCCCCCGUCGUCGGGGAGCCACCCCUCCCAGGCCCCGCAGGACUCCCCCGCCGGGAGCUCCCCCAACAACGCCAGCGACCUCUCGGUGGCCUCGCUGACAGAGCGGAUCCAGAGGAUGGAAGAGAACCACCACUGCACAGCCGAGGAGUUGCAGGCCACGCUCCAGGAGCUCUCCGACCAGCAGCAGGUUGUGCAGGAGCUGACGGCCGAGAACGAGCGGCUGGCCGAGGAGAAGGCCCUGCUGGAGGGCUCCUUCCGGCAGCACCGCGAGAGAGCCGAGCAGCUGGGCCAGGAGAACGAGAAGCUGGCGGCCCUGCUGCAGGAGCGGCCGGCCGGCGACGACGGCAAGGCCAAGACCAUCCAGGAGCUGGAGCAGCGGUGCGGGGAGCUGCAGGAGAAGGCCCAGUUUGAGCGGGAGAAGCUGCUGAACAUCCAGCAGCAGCUGACCAGCAGUUUGCGCGGCCUGGAGAGGGAGCACCAGGAAGCCCAGGCGGCCACCCGGGGCCUGCGGGAGGAGGCCGAUCGGCUGGGGGGCCUGCUGGAGGCGGAGAGACAGGGCGCAGCUGGCCUGGCCAGGGCCCUGGAGGACUGCAAGGUGGCCCUGGAGGGGCUGAGGAUUGAAAACAGCUCGCUCCGAGCCCAGCUGGACAGCGCCAAGCAGAAGGCGGCGGACAUGGACACCGUUGGGCGGGGCGGGGACCCCGGCGCCAUGCAGGAGAUGCUGAAGGGAGCCCGCGGGGAGAGGGACCAGCUGGAGCUGGCCUGCACGGAGCUCAGGCAGGAGCUGCUGAAGGCGCACAGCGAGGUGAAGACUCUGCAAGGGCAGCUGGCCAAGGUAAGGAUUGCUGGGGAGUGGGGAGAGCUCAGCGGAGCUUCCAGAUGCAGCGGCAGUCUAUCCCUAAAUGGCGGCUGCUGCAAAGCAACGCCAGGGCUGCUUCCCAGAGGCCUCUGGCUGGCCGUUGUGAGAGACCUAGUGAACCUGCCGGGCUGUUCUUGCGUUGGGUCGGUGCCCUGGCUGUUGCACCUGAAGGUUGGUGGUUUGAGCCCACCCAGGGAUGUUGAUGUGGACAGGAUUCUUGCAUUGCAGGGGGGUUGGUCUAGAUGAAUCUCGAGGUCCCUUCCAGCUCUGGGAGUCCAUACGGUUUAUCUACAUGCUGCCUCAACCCCAAGGCUCCUGAAGCCAGCGAGCAGCAUUUAUAUGCAAGAAUGCAAAUGAAAUAUACGAUAAAAGCACAAUAUUUUCAGCCAUCGAAACAAAAUUCUAGAAGCAUCAAAAUCUUGUAAUCAGGUAAGGUUUUCCUAGGCACCGUGCCCUGGAGGUCGCAGAAACCUUCUUUUCUACCUUGCUUCUUUGCAGGAGUGAAGAAGCCAACUGAAUCACCUUUUUGGUGUUCCUUCCCUCAGACCCUGUUAGAUGUUAGUCCAGACUGCUCAGCAUACUGGCUUUCAUAGCUCAUGUGCAUAAGGAUUUCUGCUCUCUCAGAGGGCCUAGAUCUGUUGCUUUCUGGAGUUUGUCUCCGCUACAUAGCUGGACCCCAUUUUCUCUUAGCAGAUUUGCACCAUUUGCAAGAGGUCAGCUGCACUGAUGCUAACAGGGAAAGGAAGGAAGGACUCUGGUUCCCUGCUCCCUGAAUACUGAAAGUUCUGGACAGCGCGUGUAGUUUGGUCCCUCUUGCCCUCUAUUAUAUACUUGUGAGGCAGUUUCCGCACAGGGCGUUUGCUGUGAAGUAGCCACUCUCUGUUCUCUCCCUCUUUGUGGAGCCAUGAGCAAAACGGCUCUGUUUGGUAUCUCCCUUUCCCCCCGGCAGCUCAUAAAAUCUUCACUGUUUUGAUUCAGUUAAAUAGAAUAAUAGAAUCGUAGAGUUGGAAGGUACCCAAGGAUCAUCUAGUCCAACCCUCUGCAGUGCAGGAAUAUUUUGACCAACAUGGGGCUUGAACUGACAGCCCUGAGAUUAAGAGCUUCAUGCCCAACCAGAUGCCUGUGGCAAGCCCAAGAGCCCUCUGCCCUCCUGUGGUUCCCGGCUACUGAUAUUCCAGACUGCCUGAUUAUGGAGGCAGAAGCCCUGAACCUCCAUGAAUUCACCCCUUCCUCUCUUAAUGCCAUCCAAGCUGGUGGCCAUCACUGCCUCCUGUGGGAGGGAGUUCCACAGUCCAACAGCACCCAGAGAGCCACGAGUUAGCCGCUCCUAGUACAAACAACACGGACACAGGCCGACCAGCGAUCCGAUUGAGUCCGAAGCCUCUCCUGUACAUCCAAAAUCUGGGCAACACACAGUCGCAAGCUCCCUUCCCUGCAGAACUGCAUCCGUUUGGACAUUUAGCUGAAUGACCCUUUUCACCGCAAUUGCAGCAAUUUCCUCCUUCCUGGUCCAGCCCUUCAGCACUUUCCCCCCUCCUGCCCCAGACAGAUGGACCUCAUUAGCAGCUUGGUGGUUUGUUUUUUUUCCGAGAGAGACCAGGUGCUCUCGCUGUGCUCAGGGAAAGGGGGGGAAACACAAUGGAUGAGUGCAUGUUAAUUCUCUUGGCGAGUCUCGCACUCGUAACCCAAGCCUGCAAUUAACCUUCGCUGCUGCCCUGCUUGGAAACCCCACCUCCCACAAUUAGGGAGCGGCCCGUGGGAAGAACUUUUGCCGGGACGGGGGGAGCCAGGAUACCCUGCCAAAAGUCACCACCUGAUUUAUAGAGAAGUGGAAACUCUAGGUGUGUUUUUGGCCGAGGCUGGCGAUGACCGUAGCAAGUGGGAAGGAGUGGGAUGGUUGCUGGGCUGUGUGGAAAUCUGCAGAGAAGCUGAUGCCUAUUUAAAAAUCAUUUAACUGGAGUUUUACUGCUGAAAGAUUUUUUUUUAAAAAAACCCACAGACAUCCUAAGUUUCAUCCUUUCCUUCCACUUAGAUUUGGGGUUGUCACCACCUACAUUCUGCUCAGAGUUGAAACCGGUGGACCCAUUGUCUUCUGUGGGUCUUCUCAGUAAUGCUAUUAUCCCCAGAACUGGGUGUUCUCCUGUCAUCUGUUAUAUUGUCUGCCUCCUCCUCCGGAUUUAGUUCAAAGCUCUCCUGAUCACGUUUGCGAGACUCUUAGCAAGCACCUUAUUGCCAACCGCUGUGAGGUGCAAGCCCAUCUCUUGCCAGAACUCCUUCUUCAAGGAAGCGGAGACCACGAUCCAAGAAGCCAAGCCCUUCCUGACGACUUCCGGUAUUUCCCCCGCUCUUCCUGGGACACAGCCUUUGACAGGAAGGAGCGUUGGAAAGACCGCCUGCAUCCCAGGGCCCUUCAGUUACCUGCCCAGAGCCCCAUGGUCCCUUCCAACGCCUUGAAAGCUGUGUCUGGCAGUAUCGUUGGUGCCCACAUGAAUCAGGAGGACGGGGUUGUGGUCAGUGGGCUUUAUAAGGCUUGGCAACUUCUUUCUCUCAUUGUGAGAAGACAGCACACCUCCCGGGACAUCCUGUUCCCUCUGUACACGGCUGCCUCUGUCCCCUAUCCUCACCACAAAUCUCUUCCACAUGGUCUUCUGAGGUUGGCAACUUGCUGGCCCAGAAUCAGCAUCCAAGGUGAGGGCAUGGAAACGAUUUUGCAGCUCCGCUAACACAGCCUGGUUCCUGACAGUCCUGUUUCUGUAUGUCACACUCCUCCAGAGGUUCGUCUCCUGCAAUGAGCGAAGAACUUCCUUUUAUCUGUCUCAAAUCUUCCAACGUUCACCUUCAUUGGAUGCCCAUGAGUUCUGGUGUUGCAAUAGAUUAUUGCAGCCAGGCUAUCCGUCCCUGUCCAGGAGCAGCCGGAGGUGGCUAGACUCCCCAAAUAAGACAGCAAACCCAGUUUAUUGGGACAGGCAUCACAGAUAUGGUCCUUUUCAAUUAAUUUUUUCUAUUUAAAUGGAAGCUGGUGGUCUCUGGGUAAUUCAACACCAUGUGCUCUCCACCUGCACUUAUUGGUGGCAUCUUAGCUUCACACAGUGCAAUAAUAGAAUUGAAGAAUUGUAGAGUUGGAAGCGAUCCAAAGGGUCAUCUAGUCCAGCCCCCUGCGAUACAGGGAUCCUGGUUCGAUUUCUCACCCUUUUCUCUCCCUCCGUUCAGACCGAGAAGGAGCGUGCUCAGCUGAAGGAGACCUGCGACCGUCAGGCGGACCAGCUCAGCCGAACCAACCUCAAGCUCCAGGAGAAGACGUCUGAGAACGAGGCCGAGUUCAAGAACCUGAAGGAGACCAUCUUUGAGCUGGAAGACCAGGUGGAGCAACACCGGGCGCUCAAACUGCACGACAACCAGAUCAUCAGCGACUUGGAGAGUAGGUGGAACCAAGGGGGGGGGAGGAUUUAGGACAGUAUGUAGAGAGAAAUUGCAAGCAGGUUAUGGAGUUGGCAGGGAUUGCUUGAGAUUCCCGCCCUCCAAUAAAGAAAUAAUUUUCAAUUUAGUGCUGCCUAUUUGGGAAGGAAGCAGGGGGGAGGCACAGCAUGCCUUUCUCUCUCUGCAACAACAAGUGAAGGAUGUCGUCAGGCUGCUGUCGCAAGUGACAAAUAUCUGAUAAGAUGAAUGGGGGGGGCAGAAGCCUUUUGCAGGGGCAGAAACAGGGUCCAAAAAGAGCCGGUGGUGGUGUAGUGGUCAGAAUGUCAGACUAGGGCAACCAGGGUUUAAUUUCUCUCUUGGACAUGAAGCUCAGUGGGUGUGACUCUGGGCCAGUCACUGCACCUCUCAGCCCAGGCCUACCUCACAGGGUUGUUGCGGAGGGUUAUAAGAGGAGAGGGAGAACAAUGCACACGCCGUCUUGAGCUCAUUGGAGAAAAAUAGUAGGAUAUAAAGGCAAUAAAAUAAUAAGAUGAUAGCUGAAUUGGGGCCAGCCUGCAUGUGAGAUCGCCACCUGCUGGCGAAGCUGUUUUGCAAGCCAGGACAGAAGCAAAUUAUCUAGGUUAGGGCUACGAUCACUUAAUUGGGGAAUAAGCCCCACUGUAUACAGCAAGACUCAACUUUUGAGUAAAUGUAGGGUUAUGCUGCCAAAGGUGUUCUGGGCAUCAGCAAGUUUUUUAGUGUUUGGACUCUGAAGAAGGGUAUAACUGCAAGCCGUUUGGGGAGCAGAAAUCUAUGCCAGUGUGUGUUGAUUAUAUUGAGUUAAAUGGGCCAGGAGGUCUGGCUCGAGAUAAGGUCACUUCCCUGUGUUACCUUGGCAGUGUCUUCGGUGCCCUCCCUCUCUGUCCUAUCUCAGUAGACUCUUCCUACCUUCCCUGUUCCCAGGUAAUCUACUGAAAAUGGAAGUCCAGAAGACGGAUUUGGAAAGGCAGCUGAAGACCCUGAACAAGCAGAUGAAGGUGAGAAGGGAGCUUGGUGGCAGGACACCUGCCUUGCGUGCAGAAGGUUCCGAGUUCAGUCCUUGACACCAUCCCCAAGUGGGGCUGGGAAGGACCCCUCACUCAGAACCACGAGGUCUGGAAUCCCGACAGGUGUCCAUCCAAUCUCUGGUUAAAAGCCUCCAGCUUUAGAACACACUCAGGUGUCACCAAUACGGCUGUCGCAUUUCCGAAACUUAGCACUUGCUAAAAACACUUCUGUUUCAACAAGCCUGUCCAAACGAAAGUCAACGUAGUUUUAAUCUGUUUUAGCGUUUUAACUUUUGUAUGUUUUAAAGUCGGGCGGUGAAUUUGUCUCGAUUUUAAUGCUUUAUCUUUUUCAAACCCCUUUGAGGCUUUUUUAAAAAAAACAAGCGGUGUUUGAAUGUCAUUAAAUGAAUAAGUAGGAGGAGGGUCUCUGCCCGAAGGAGCUUACAAUCUAAGCCUGGGAAGAGGCUCCAAACCCGGGGGAGGGUGUCCUUCUGCAGCCUCCCUCCCACGCAAAGUGAGAGCGACUGCCUUGUUGUGCCGGCGUCCACGAGAACCGAUGCCAACCGCCCUCCGACCCCCCUGUGGUGCUGGCCGCUUUUGUCGGGCGAGUCUCAAACUCUUGUUUCCUCUCCUCUCCCCUCCCUCUUCCCCUCCGUCUCCAGGAGGACACGGCCGAGUGGCGCCGCUUCCAAGCCGACCUGCAGACGGCGGUGGUCGUGGCCAACGACAUCAAGUGCGAGGCCCAGCAGGAGCUGCGGACGGUGAAGCGUCGGCUGCUGGAGGAGGAGGAGAAGAGCGCCCGGCUGCAGAAGGAGCUGGAUGAGGCCCAGGGCGGGAGCACAAGGUGCGUGGGGCAUGGGGCCAGUGGCUCUUUGUAGGGGUCGCAGGCACCCAGGGAAGUUUGCACUCCCUUCGCUGUCCAUGCCUUCGCAUUCUUUCUCUGUGUGUCCCCUUUUCCAAGCAGGUUCCGUUGCAUUUCCUGUUUUAUUUUUGUAAGCAAAGAGCCUGUCUUCCGUGUAUCGCAUGUCAUCCGGGGCCCUUUGAGAAUCGCCUUUCCCUUUGGCCAACAACGCUCUGAAUUUACUUCAGUGAACAGUACCAGUUGGGGAUGUUCAGGGCAGCUUUUACUCACACAGAAUGAAGGUAGACUUCCCGGGCCUGUAAAUUACAUGAGCUUUGCUUUGCCCAUGCGCAGAAAUGAAGGGAUGCGGGUGGCGCUGAGGUCUGAAUCACUGAGCCUCUUGGUCUUGCUGAUCGGAAGGUCGGAGGUUCGAAUCCCUGCGACGGAGUGAGCUCCCGUUGCUCUGUCCCAGCAGUUCAAAAGCAUACCAGUGCAAGUAGAUAAAUAGGUACCGCUGCUGUGGCGGGAAGGUAAAUGGAGUUUCUGUGUGCUCUGGUUUCCGUCACGGUGUCCCGUUGUGCCAGAGGCUGUUUAGUCCUGCUGGCCACAUGAUCCGGAAAGCUGUCUGCGGACAAACGCCGGCUCCCUCGAUCUGAAAGUGAGAUGAGCGCCACAACCCCAUGGUCACCUUUGUCUGGACUUAACCAUCUAGGGGUACUUUACCUUUUUAGAAAUUAAGUCUCGUUCUCAUAGGGAAAAGCACAUCUGCCAAGGCUGGAUGCCUGCUUCGGCAGCAAGAACAGGGUGCCCGCUCUCUAUCAAACUGGCCCAAGGCUGAGUUUUUCCUGCACAAACACUCUGAGUAAGCAGAUUCUCCUAACAAUACCCUUCCACACUCCCUUUUUCUUCUCUUCACAUCCUUUUGCCUCCCAUGUGGCCAAGAGAAGGAAUGUAGAAAUUUCUGCUUUUAAUGAACCGCACUUCCCCGUGUCGUCCCAACCAGGAACUGUUUGUGAACUAUACAGGCAACUCCCCAUUUACAUGGGGCUGCCGGGAGCCUGGCAGUGGGACCCCGAAAUGAGGAGCACCCUGGAGAGUCCUGGCUCACGAGGAGACCCUCCCCAGAGCCCGAAGAGGGCUUUGUUGAGGCCUCUCAGCCUUCCUGCCCAGCAGCCGACAGGCAGGGUGGCACAUUGACCACUGCCACUUCCUCGCCCCUGAGCAGUCUCUGCAAAGCCCCGCUGCCUUUCUGGCUCACGAGGAGACCCUCCCUGGACCCCCAAAGAGGAAAUUCUCUUUGGGCUCUCGUGAGCCAGAGGCUUGUUGCGGCUGCUCAGCUGAUACGCAAAGAAAGGUUUCCCACCAAUCACUGUCCCUCCAGGUCGUUUCGUCUUGUUCCUUCUCAUGCGCCUCACACUAAACCGUGGUUUGACGGGCUCCACAGUCCAGAGGGUCUCACCCUGCUCAUGAUCCGGUCCCACUUGUUCCUCCCGUCCCGCAUACGCAAGCAAAAUGCCCGUCGUCAUGGCGACUGGGAUGCGUGCAAAAGUGAGCAAGGGUUUCCGGUAUACAAAACACCCUGAGGACGAACUUCCGUUUCCUGCAGGAACACAUUUUUUUAAGGUUGUUCAUUUGGUUAAUUUGAAGAGCGAACAGCAGCCGGGGGUCAGCAGAGGACCCUCUUGCUUUGCUGGUGUGAAGGGGAACUUGUUCCUAAGGGAACCCGUGGGGGGGGUGUCUCUGGUGAAGGUUUAUCUUCAGUUGAUCUGAAGGACAGGUUUAUCUUCAGUUCUCAGUGGCGCUCCCAACUGCGAUUUCUUGGUCACACCAGCACGUGGCAGAAUGUUGGCAACUGACGUUUUUUAGAGUGUGUGUGCGAAAGAGAGAGACUUACCUCUUUUCUACCUUGGGAGUCAGCUACAUUUCAUUCAAACAUGUUAUUGAGGUGGGGGGUGCGUUGCAAGGGGACCUGACAGGUGAGGUCUUUUCAGUAGCGGCUUGGCCUGAUUGGCUGCGUGGAACUUCCAGGAUCAGAGGCAGUCUAUCCUUGAUUGCAGGUUUCUGAAGAGCCCCCACAAAUGAGGGCUGCGGCCUUCAGCCCUUGUUUGCUGCAGUUGGUCUAGGCCAGGGUUUCUCAAACUUUGGUCCCCCACCUGUUGUGGGACCACAACUCCCGUCAUCCCUGACCACAGGUCCGGCUGGCUAGGGAUGAUGGGAGUUGUAGUCCAACCACAGCCGAUGACCCAAGUUUGAGAAACCCUGGCCUGGGCCUUUGGCCUGAUCCAGCAGGUCUUAGAGUCAUAGAAUUGCAGCGUUCAGAGGAACCCAAAGGGUCAUCGAAUCCAACCCCCUGCAAUGCAGGGGUCACUGCUAAGCAGAAAACCGCAGCUGCAAGCAAUCUGUUGCCCUUUCACACACGCACAGAUAUGCACACACAACGGAAAUGUGAUGUGUCUGUCCAUUGGAUGCACUCCUGUUCAGACCUGCUCCUUCUUCAGUGUUUCCAGGUCAGGAGAUGCAGACGGACUGUUUUUCCUGCUGGGUCCACAAUAUGGAAAACAUGAGAUGAGGAACUAUCUCUAAAAAUAACCCCUCAAGCCUCACCUGGUUCUCCCAAAGGGCGUGUUUUCUGUUGAAGGAGUCUCGCUUUAUCAACCUGCCUCUCUUGUCUGUUUCGCUUGGUGUUCUCCCCCUUUUCCCCGCCUUUGUCCAGCUUCCUUGUCGUAUCGCAAAUUCGAUUGCGCCGUGGAACCGCCAAGCAGCCAGCAGCGCCGAAACCACCCUGAUUCUGCUGACUUUUUUUAGUCCAUAACAUUAUUCAUUACGCGUUGCAGUGGGUCUGGCCCACCCCACAAACUUGUGGGGCAGAUCAGCCUACUGCAUCUCUGGGUGUGUGUUGGAGGGGGCAGUUAUUUGUCCUCCGCAGACAGCGAUACAGCGAGACCUCUUAAAGCCAAGGAAACGUCAGCUCUGCGGCCGGACUUGGCGGUGCAAAUUUGCAUAAUUUAUUUUGCACAAUUCGCAUAAUUAUGGAGUGAAGAGAGGUAUCAAGGUUCUGAACCUUCUUUCCUCUGACCCCCUUUGCGUGCUUUCAAGAAUAUUUCUGCCCAUCCAUAAGGACUAGUAGCUUGCUUUUUCUUUUUGUAAAAGAAAGUUGAGGUCCUCAGUCUACACAGCCUGUCCUGGCCCCCCAAAACUAGCCUCCAACACCUCAAGGGCAGUGGAGGACGCUGUCUUGCCACCAGCGUCAGGGUAAAACUGAGCUGCCUCUCCUGUCGGCCUCUCUGUGGGGGUGCCACCAUUGUGCCCUUCGCCUGCCCUUCCAGCUUGGAGUGCCUGUCCUUUGACUUCCUUCCGACUUCUUUCCCACAACAACACCAGCCCCCCUUUCUCUCCGCCACUUUUACUCUCACAUUCCCUUUCGUUCCCGGAGAGGAUACAGAGCGCAAACCCCCUGAGGUCUCCAAAGCACACCUGAACUGAAGGUAAGAGGUUCUCUGGCGGUGCAAAGGGCAAAAAACCCACCCCUCACGCCUGCUCCCAGCCCUAACAACCCUCUUCCUUCCCACAUUUGUUUUUGCUCUUUGCACAUGCCCCGAAGGCUGCAUUGUGCUUUGACAAUUUUAUUUCCAUUUGUUUGCUUCCGUGGCUUUUUUAACCUCCCUUUCUCUCUUCUAGAGUCCAGCUUUGCGCUCUGUCUGUGUACUAAGCCCCCUCGUCCGCUGGUGUCUCCCCCUCACGUCCCGUUCCGUGUGUGUCGCGGCUGUCCCAUCUUGCAGAGGCUUGAGAAGGCUGCCGGGCUCUCGCUUUUAACGGUCGCUCCCAAAAAUGGGGGGGCGGGGAGGGGAGCCCCCUUGUUUAACACCCCCCCCGUCUCCCUCUUGAUCACAGUUUCAGAGGAGCCUGCCUGGAGCAGAGAAGAGGUUUGUUUUGCAGGCGUGAUCGGGUUCAGCAGAGGUGUGGGUUAUGAUUUACUAUUAUUAAUUUAUUUAUCAUGUCACUUUCACCCGAAGGCCCAGGGGUGCCUUAAAAGAAAUUUAAAACAACUCGCAGCCAUACAAAUAAGGUGACACUUCACGUGUCAAUAGCCAGAGCAAAAGAGGCGUGUCUUCGGCAUUCCCCAAAGGCUGUGCAGUGAAGAGGCCAGGCACCACCUCUGUGGGGAAGGAGUUCCCCAGCUUGGGGGCCAUCCCAGAGAAGGCCUCGCUGAGGGUGGAGGAACUACCAUGAGCACCUUUCCCUCUGUCUGUAGGGAAAGAGGCUGUCUAUCAAGAUAUUUGGGGCCUGAGUCAUUUAGGCUUUUAAACACCAACGGAUAAUGGUACAAAAAAACUCUGGGCAGAGUCAAAGGACCUUAUUUUGGCAGGAGUCUUGACCAUUGUUGGAGGCGAUGAGAACCUUUCCAAGGAGGGCCGAGAAGCUGACGAUAAAAAAAUUGUUCGAAAUUCAGGGAGGGAGGUUGUGUGUAUUCUGUCUCAGCAAUCCAUACAACUACUCCUCCCUCAUGUGAAAAAUGGGUCUCAGGGCUGCCUUGCAAAGAUCAAAGUCCUUAGUCAACAGCAGCAAAUCGUUGCUCCCGUCUGCCUCUGAUUUCCCAUGAAUGGUCUGAAAAGGGGCUGUGGGAUGAAGACCACCCCCCUCCAGUUUGCAAGCACUUCCCAGCCUGGUCGCCUGGAGAAUGGUUCCCCUUGCCACAGGCGACUCCCAGUUCCCGUCAGGCAACAGGGUCAGGGACAAUGGGAGCUGGACGCGGAAUGCGUGGGCCUUCUGGACAUUGUUGGACUCCAGUUCCCAUCAUCCCUGACCACUGGGCAUGCUGGCUGGGGCUGGUGGAAGGAGGGAGUCCACUGGCAGCUCAUCCUGGAUGGAGGCAACGCUGCGUGAGCUUGAUGCUCCAGUGGCCUGGCUCAGUAUACAUUUCAGGUGUGGGGGGUUUCAAUUCAUCCAUUUUUUUAGACUCUGCCUCCUGUCAGCAUCCCUUAAAGCCCACCUUUGGUCUCCCUUUCUCUUUCCACAGAUCUCUGAUCCCAGUCAAUUAG